This is a messenger RNA of Spodoptera littoralis (African cotton leafworm), 50426 nucleotides long. The record is from the annotation of a GenBank genome assembly. Lineage: Eukaryota; Metazoa; Arthropoda; Insecta; Lepidoptera; Noctuidae.
AUGGAUGAACAGGAAAGAGUACAGAAGAAAACAUUUGUCAAUUGGAUCAACUCACAUUUAUCGAAGCCUAUGGAAAGAGGAAGCAAACUCCGACGUCCGCACUUCUUAUCGAACGCGAACACUGCACUGCGCUUCCUAGCUGGCAAAAGGAUCAAGUUGGUGAACAUCAACGCAGCCGACCUGGUGGAUGGACGGCCUGCAGUCGUACUUGGUCUUAUUUGGACCAUCAUCCUCUACUUCCAGAUCGAGGAGAACAGCCGGGCUUUAGAGUACCUAGGAGGGUCUCGAUGUGCGUCAGUGAUGUCUCAUGAGUCGGGUGCGGCCACCCCGACUCAGCGAGCUGAAGAGAAGGAUUCAAAUAUCCAAGUAACAGACUUCGGACCAUCAUGGCGCGACGGUAUCGCAUUCCUCGCCAUCAUCGACGCCAUCAAGGCGAACCUAAUCAAUCUCGCCGAGAUGAAAAGGAAGACCAAUAGACAACGUUUAGAACAUGCGUUCGACGUCGCAGAAACCGCACUCGGCAUCGCCAGGCUACUGGACGCCGAAGAUGUGGAUGUCGACAAGCCUGAUGAAAGGUCUAUCAUGACAUACGUAGCCCAGUUCCUGCAUAAAUACCCUGAACCCAAGACGACAGGACCGGAUGCCGUAGCGGCAGUGCAAGAGGAGUACGAAUCUCUUAGAAUGUGGCUGACGGAGCGCGUCACCACAGUUCAAAGGCAAUACGACUCGCGAACACUCUCGCGACACUACGAAGAUUACGUGCGCGCUGAGAACGAACGGCUCGCGCGGGAACCCAUCUACCAGAAACUAGAGAAACUCAUGUACACGCAGAGCCUUGUAGCGAUCGCGCCAAAGUCGUGGCGCGAACUAGUGUCCCUCUGGAUAGAAUUAGAAAGACUGCACAGAAGAUGGCUGUGGCUCUUAGACGCAGAACUCCCCGGAGACUUUAAAAAUGUCGGCGAAUGGUUAGCGAGGGCCGAAUACCUUUUAUACUUUGACGAAAUCCCCACUAGCUUAGACGAGAGGACCGCUGCUAUAAUUAGCGAGAAGUUAGAGGAACACAGCGGCUUCUUUGCUGGAUUACCAGAAGUUAUUGACAGAUUCGAAGCGGCUUUAAGAUCACCUGAUGCCGCUAGAAUACCUCGUGAAAGACUCCAAGACAUGAAGGAGCGACUCGAGACAGUAAGUCGAAGAGCUCCACAAAGAAAGGCUAGGUUAAAGUACUUGGAGCACAAAUGUUGUAUUGUAGCCUUCACAGAGCUGACUAAAGCCAAACUUGCCGCGUGGACCGGCAAAUACGGUCGCAUCGACCACGUUCGUGCCUUAUUAGAAGAUUAUGAUAAUUUCGUAACUAAGAAUAAGAUUUUCCAGGAGUUUGAUAGAGCUUACGUUGAUAUUAAGCAAGUAGCGGAGGAAUAUAAGAGGGUGUGUGAAGUAGAUAGAACUGAAGCGAGGGAUAUUGAUAUGUUCUUGAAAGACGUCGCCGAGACGUGGCGACGCGUGGCGUCCGACGUGCGCUGCGCCAGGAGCGUGCUGGAGGAAGUCAUCGCGCACUGGGAGCGCUGGAACACCCUGGCCGACGACUUCACCGCCUGGCUGGACAAGGCGCAACACAUGCUCAGAGUAUCAGAAGACGAGAGACUAGAGUUCUUCCACGACCUGACGGUUUGGAAGGAGAAGCAUCAGUUGCUGGGUGACGCGGCCGGGUUCCUGGCCGCGACCUCCUCGGAGGACAUCAGCCAGGAAGUGAAGAGAAAGUAUGUAGAAAUCACUGAACGAUGGGAACGUGUGUGGGAAGAAGCUGAGAGGUACGUCCGCGGCGGCGAUGCCCUCCGCAACCGUCGGUCGCUGGCGGCGGGCGUGGGCGCGCUGGACGGCUGGCUGGCGGCCGCCGACGGCACGCUGGGCCGCACGCCGCGCGCCGCCACGCGCGACAUACAGGCCUACAUCGACCAGCUCCUGCAACUCAACUCCGAGAUAGAACACCAUGAGGAGCUCUUCAAGAAUAUUAGCAGAACCUUCCAAAACGCAAUUAAUGAAAUGCCUCGCGAUGAGGUAGAACAAAACAUGUCAAAGCUCAAGCAACAGAAAGAGGCACUGGUCCGCGUCAGGGCAACAGUGCCAGUCAAACUGCACCAGUACAGGCAACUGCUGGUACAGCAUGAGUCGCUGGAGAGCGGACAGAAGGAGAUUGGCGCCUGGCUGGACAAGGCUGAAGAGGCAUUGAAGAGUGGAGGAGAAACCAGACGUGAGGUGAUCUCCGAACGCUACGAGAUCCACCGCACGUUCUUCUCCCGCACCACGUACUACCGCUCCAUGCUGGAGAGUAAGAACAAAGUCUUCCAGAACAUCGUCAAGUCUGCUGACGCUGACAGGAGCGCUGACGUCACCGAGCAAGUCAGACUCAUGAGGGACCUUAAUGAGAGGUUCGCCCACGUAUCAUCUGAAGCUACGCGUCGUGAGGCUGACCUACAACGCCUGGUCCGUGCCUGGGAUGACUUCGACGCCAAGAAGCGAGCGGUCGAAGAGUGGGCCUCCCGGGCUGAGGCACUCCUGGCAGACAACAGGGUGGACUCUAAACAAGCUGUGGACUUCCACAAGAGGUUCUUCCAAGGAGCUGAUGAAAGAGCCGUCUCUGAGCUGGUUAGGUCUGGCCGGGAACUUAUUGAGUUGGUGAACGAAGAAGAUCGUCCCCGCAUUGUCCAGACAGUGGAACAGCUGCAGCAGCGCUGGAGAUCACUGCUGGACAAGGCACCGCCUCACCUCAUGCGCCUGGAGUUCCGCCUGGAUGAAGCCGUCUUCCAGCACUGCAUCAAAGAUAUUGAGAAGGAGAUCGUCUAUGAGGAACAGGCAUACAACCAAAGCGAUGACGCCGACGGCAUUCUCAUCCGCAACGAAGAAUACUUCCGCAACCAGGGCAAGAUCAUGCAGGUGGAGCAUUGUCUCCAGAACUUGCACAAGAUCGCCACCAGCUACACGCACCAGACUGCCGACACCACGCUGGAGGACUCCGUGCGGAACUGCGAGCACUUGUGGGAGGCCACCGUACUACGGGUGGAACACUUCAGGCAACAACUGCAGAGGAUCCCCGCCAAGUGGGACGCCUACAGGGACAAGUUCAGGGACAUGGAGCACUGGAUGGACCAUGUCGACAAGACCAUGGACAGCAUCGUCAGGGAGGUGGACUCGGCUGAGGCGUUUGAACGCGAGAAGACUAUCUUCCAGAACAUAUGCCGUGAAGCUGACAAAAAACGUGAAGACAUGAAGUGGCUCGUCCAGACACUGGACAUGCUCACUAACCACUGCUCAGAAGCUGAGGCUCAAGAAGAACAAAUACGACUUGAAAACCUUAUUGCAAGAUAUAAGAACCUUAUCCCAACUAUUGAGAUCACGAUGAUAAAGACUGAGACUUACACACGAUGCUACACAUACCGCAGAGAGGUCCACGAAGUCAUCUGCGUACUCGAGAGCGCCAAGGAGCAGGCCUUGGUGACCCCGGAGCCGCAGUCGCUGCAGCACGUCGAGCAGCUCGUGCUGGAACAGCAGGCGGCUGUACAGAAGCUGGACCGACACCGACCUUCCGUCAUGUCCAUGCUGCAGAGGGGAAAGGAACUCAUCAGGGACGCCAACGCUCCUGCCUUCGUCAGGGAGGACGUUAGGAACCUUGAGACUGGCUGGAACACUGCCUACGAGACAUCCACUGACCGCCUCCACAAGCUGCGCGACACUCAGAAGGUCUGGUCUAACUAUGAAUAUCAAAAAGAUGAGCUGUUGUCAGACCUCGACAAAUACGAGAGCUACGUUGUCCACCCAGGCCUUGAACUUGGAGUCACAAACAUCGGCCGUGAGCUCCAAGAAACAAAGACGGUUAAGACUGACAUUGAAAAGGCCAAGGCGGAACGACUUCCUCAACUGCAGAAGGCUUACACUGAACUACGUUCACUUACAGCUGACAAACCGAAACCAGUCAUCGAAAAAGAUCUAGAGACUAUUGAACGCAAGUUGGUGAGAGUUCAAGAUGAGGUUGACAGCAAGGUCGAGCAUUUAGAAAAGUUCAACCAAGAGUGGGUUAAAAUUGAACACAAAUUGGAACAUGUCAGAGAAUGGAUCAAGAAGGAAAGUCCUAUACUAAUCCAACAGAUUCGCUCAGAAAACAUUACACCUGAAGAAAGAGUAAUAAAAUCUCAGUCACUACAGAAAGUAAUUGCUGAGAAACUGGAUGUCAUUCGCGGUGUUGCCGAUCAAGGAAGUAAGUUGGCUGUUGAACACAGAGUCCAAGAUGCCAACAGGCUCAAGGGUGAAGUAGCUUUACUAGAGAAAAUGAUGGCUGACUUACAACGUUCCACAGAACACCAGACAAAGGUAGUAGAGCACGACUUGGCGACCUACCAGAAGUACCAGAAGGGUGUUGCUGAAAUCAAACCAUGGAUCGAAGAAGCUGAGUUGAAACUAGGCAACGUGCCCAAACCUACCACUUUGCCUGAAGCACAACAAUUGCAACAACAAUCGAGAGCACUGAUUACUGAUUGUGAGAAACAACUGAUGAACGUCCAAAUCUUAUCGAGUGUCAGCCAUCAACUGUCCUCUAAGUCCAUCAAUGCCCCAGAUGAAGUGGACGCUAUACACUCCAGAUGGGCAGUUGUCCAUGACUUGGCUGACCAGUGGAACAACAAACUCGACAAGCUAGUCACCAACUGGGAGAACUUUGAACGAGAGGCGGACAAACUUGAAACUUGGAUUGAAAAUGGUGAAAAGUUAUUGAGUAGCAAAAACGUAUCCAUCGACUCGCCUCAAGUUGAAAAAUUAGAUAGGGAACUAAAUAAAUUAAAGUCCUUUGGAAAUGAAAUUUCACAACAGCAAGCUAAGAUUAUCAGCUUAUCUCAGACAUGUGAUAACAUUUGUCAUAAUAUUCAGCCAGAAGGAGCCACUUUACUCAAGAACAAAGUUUCGGAUAUUAAACAACGCACUAAUGACCUGGCUGAGACAGUUAGGUCCAGAGUCAAUGAACUGUCCGACAAAAUCAUUGUCAGACAGGAAUUUAUGACCAAACUGCACAAUUUCGACAACUGGAUCACUGAUUUCAGAAGGAAGACAGAAAGCUACGACCAGAUUGGCGCAGACAAAGUGGAGCCAACUCUUCAGUCGAUGCACGUUCUCUUACAAGAACAUGCGGCUAAGGCGCCUGAAUUCGCUGACAUCUACAAUGAAAUCAAGAACAUGACACUUGCUUCUCACCCAGAUGAGUCACGCUCAUUAAGCGAGACGUACUCUAAUAUCGCCGAACAUUACCAGAUCAUUGAGAACAACAUUCAACAAAAUAAGGGUAUCCUACAGAAGUGGUCUGAUUUACUAAACUGGUACGAUGAAUCAAAACAACAACUGAACCAUAUUCAGUACCAAGUCGAAGGCCCUAAACUCACACCAGAAAGCUAUGAAAUAUUAAGACAAGAGCUUGUAAAUGUUAUCACCAAAAUACCUGAAUGGAAGAGCAACGUGGCUUUGUUAGAUGGGCCAUCUAAAGUUAAGGUUACUGACCAGAAUACUGGCCGUAUCAUGUCACCUACCAGCAUCGUUAAGGAAAUUGAAAUGAAAGCAGAAGCUUUAUUAAACCAAGUAACCAAUAAGAGAGACUUAGUACAGAAAGUUGGCGCUAGAUGGGACAAGUUCAAUAUACAACAUAAUGCAUUGGGAGAAGUGCUACAUAACGUUCAAACCAUUCUCAAUGAAAUGGCUCAGAAACCCGUGCCCUUAACUGAAGCUACUAUCCAAGACAUGACAGAACAAUUGGACAAAUUAGACGCUGAAAUGAAAGAGAAACAAUCAAUUCGUAAAGAACUAAGGGAGGAAGGUCUUCACUUGAUGAGAGAGGAUCAGCCGAACAUGGGAACAAUUCAGAAUGCCUUGUCUACUGCUGAUAAUAACUGGGACCAAAUAGUGAAUGCAGUACGUGACACCAAGAAUAAGUACAUCUUGUUAUCUUCAACCCUUCACGAAUUGAAGAACUUUACAGUAGCUUUUGACAGAGAAAUGGGCAGAGCUGAACAACUGUACAAUGAUUGUAAAGAUGCUCCCAAUGAUUAUGUCCAAACGGGCCAAGCUUUAGAAAAGGCUAAGAAGUCGUACGAGAUUCUUAAGAGAUCUAAGGGACUUUUAGAUCAAAUGGAUGUGAUCAAACAAUCCGUACUAAAACAAGCUUCUACAUUAGGAGGAUUCGACACAAGCCCGUUAGAAGAGGCCUUCCUGAAUUCUCAAACGCACUGGGAGAAGGUAAAUGAUGCUGUUAUCAAAAGAAUACAGGACUUGGAAUCUCAAUUGAUCGUUUGGAGACAGAUUGAUGACACAAAGAACCAAGUAAUCGCCUGGCUAAGUGAAACUGGCCAGAACUUGGCCAACGCCUGUGAUAACUUAGAAAUUAGAUUUGGACAAAGCCAUCUUACGAAGUAUAAGGAGGAAUUGCCAAUAUACACAGGUCUUAAAAACAGUAUCAAGGCCAAAUGCGAACAGAUUACCAAUCUGAAUAAGAGUAUCCCUAUAGGUCAAGUUUCUUCCAUCAUUGAUUACUUGGACAACGAAUUUGCCGCUCUUCAGUCUCUGGCUGAUAACUUAGAAAGCGCAGUAUCUUCUCUGGGUACCAAGGAAACUAAAUUGAAAGAUCAUAUCAAACGCCUUUCAGACAAUGUCAGCAAGAUCCGCGAUGAUAUUAUCAAGUGCGACGACAUGACAGGUGAUAAUGCUAAGAUUCUUGACCGAUUGAAGAAAUGUCAAGCUUGCAAAGCCGAGCUCCAGAACUUGAACGAUGAAAUUGAUAACUUAUCUCAAAGUGUCUCAGAGAUGAAUGAUAAUUAUCCAGGUUUCUACGAGUCUCUGGUGCCUAAGGAACUGAGUACUCUUCAAAAGAGAUUCGAGAGUGUUUUGAUACACGCAAACAAAACGGAAAUCACUCUACUCACGUUCUUGCAAAAACUCUUCACUGACAAAUUAGCGAUGUUCAACAGGAAUCUAAAGAUAUUAGAUGACAAAACAAGAUGGUGCAUGCCUGAUGUCACAAGUGAUAAAUAUAAUUUAGAAGUCAAAAACGCCGCUCUUGUUGAUGUCGAAAACGGUAUUGCUGACUGUAGAGCCAAAGUUGCCGAGUUAAAAGAAGCUCGUGAUAUUCUCAAAGUUGUCGCAGAGCCCGCCUGUGCUCAAGAAGCAGCUCAACAAACUGAAAAAGCCCAAAAGAAUCUGGAUGUUCUUAAUGCUAACUACGAAGAAAUUAAAAACAGAUUAAAAGAAAACAUUGACGCUUGGCAAGAGUACGAAGUACUAUUAGAAAAUGUCUCAGAGUGGCUGAAAGAGAAAGAGAACAAAGUCAGACAAGAAGCUGCCAACCUCCUUAAUCUGGACGAAAUUGAUUCCAAAAUUGCCGAAGUUGAAAAACUUGACCAAGAAAUUAAGGAAUAUGGUGGACAAGUCAGCAAGCUUACAGAAAUAGGAGAAAAGAUUUUAUCUCGUAAUCCAGACUCGCGUGUUCUACAACAUAUCAAUCAUUUAGUCUCUAGGUAUCAGACUGUUGGUAAAUUUAUGGAGAGUCAUCUUAACAGACUUAAAGACCUGAAAGAAAACAAAGCUAAAUAUGACAAAUCCAUUGCUGAAUUCAAGAACUGGUUACAGGAUGCCAAUGGUAAGAUUAAAGAUUUAGCUGUAAUGAGCAAGCACGCUAAACCAUCAGCAGCUGAUCUAGCGCAAGUAAAGAAACUCAACGAAAACAAAGAUGUUGGUCAGAAACUUCUCAACAAUGCUAUUGGAUCUGGUGAGGCUCUAUUCAGCGGUAUUACGCCAGAAUGCCGUGAACAAGUAAGAAAUGAAUUGAGAGCUCUUAGGGAUUACUUUGAGGAUUCCGUCGAUUCACUGAACAAUGUGAUUAAAGACAUCGAAACAACAAUCAACAAGAGAUCAUCAUUUGAUGAUACCUUCAAUCAAGUUCAGAAGUGGAUCGGUGACAAGGAAAAGGAACUUGGUGAGUUUAAACUUUGUCCUACGUUACCUGAAAAGAAAGCACAACUUCAUGCUAACAAGAUACUACACCAAGAAGUCGAAUUACAUCAAUCGAUGCUAUCACAACUAACUGAGAAGAUCAAGUUGAUGCCUGAUGAAGAAGCAGAAAAGAGUCUUUCCAAGACAAUUGAGAGAUAUAGAAAUAUGUCUAAAGAGCUAGAAAAGAGAAUUGCUACGUACGAAUCUCACGUAGCCGAUCACGAAAAAUACGUCAGCAUGUUUGAAGACGUCCGUGACCGCCUUAAUCACAUCGUAGCUGAAAACAGUAUGCUCAAUUAUGGAUCUGUUACUCAGAAAGAUGAUGUCGACGCAAAGAUUUCUGCAAUUGAAAAAGUUUCAUUAAAGGCUCAAGACAUUCAGAACAACCUAAGUGGUCUUAAAUCACAACUUGAAACUGUUGUAGAAACUACGCAUCCUAAUGGACAUCCAGUGCUCAUCAGUGAGUAUGAACAGCUCAAGGUUAUAUGGGACCAAUUAGCAACACAAUGUAAGGAACAAGAUAAGAAACUAAAAGAUACUCUUAAGCAAUGGACUGAGAGUCAGAAGACUUUGGACGAACUCGAAGAAUGGUUGAAGGUCAAAGAAAACCAAGUCAGAGACCAAAGUCUUAAGAGUAAUCUAGAGGCUAAGAUUGCUCACUUACAAAAAGUCAAAGAGAUUCAAAGUGAGCUGGCUUCAAGAAGUGCUGAUUUUGCUGCCUUGACUGACACUAAACAGAACGUUGCUACUGAAUCUGAACUGUCAAACAAGACAUCGAAGUUGGCGACAAGAUAUCACACUCUCAACAAUCUUGUAAACGAAAUCAUUUCCAAGUACGAAGUAUUCGUAUCAGAACACCAGACGUUUGAAAAUGAAUACAAUAACAUGGAGAACUGGCUCCUGGGCAUGCUGGGUGAACUACAAGAUCUUAAUGAAAUUGUGGGAGAUUACGCUGUCUUACAAGAAAAGCAAAAUAAAGCUAAGGAACUCUACGAAACCAGGAAUAAGAAGACUCCUGUUUUCGAAGAGUUCUUAAGUUUGGGUGAAAAGUUAUACACACAUACUAGCCCAGAUGGCAGAGAAGUUAUUCGUCAAAAGAUUCGCAAAAUCAGAACUUUGUGGGAUAGUUUCGGAGACAGCUUCCAAGAGACUGUUAACAAAUUAGACCAAUGUCUCCUUCAGUUCUCAGAUUUCAGCCUCGCUCAAGAGCAACUUACUAAAUGGCUUAAGGAUGUAGAAAGAGCGAUGCAAAGACACACUGAACUAAAGGCUUCUCUUGAAGAGAAGAAAGCUCAAUUACAGAACCAUAAGAUUAUGCACCAAGAGAUUAUGACUCACCAGCAAUUAGUAGAAUCUGUCUGUGAUAAAGCUCAACAGCUGGUGGACCAGACACACGACGCUUCUUUGAAUGUUUAUUUACAAUCUAUUAAACAAUUAUUCCAAAAUAUUGUCACAAAAUCUCAGAACCUGCAAGACAAUUUAGAAGACUGUGUGAAGAGACACGAAGAUCUCGUGCGACUCAUUCAACAGUACAAAGAAUGGCUUGGAUCUCAAUCUGAAAAACUUCUUGAUAUUGAGAAUGCAACAGGUGAAAAGCCUGAAAUCAUCAGGAAACUGCAAUCUGCUAUCGCAUUGAAGGACAUCGAAAAGGUUGGUUCAAGCAAACUUGACGAAAUUAGAGCAGUCUUCUCCAAUGUUAGCAAGAGCACAUCCGAAGCCGGUAACACAGCUAUUAAGGCAGAAAUUGAUAACUUACAUGACCAAUUACGUAAUGCUGUCGAAAAUAUUGCAACUUCAGAACAGAAACUUAAACAUACAUUGGAUAUUUGGAACAAAUUCGACUCUUCCAUCGAAUCUAUUACUGAAUGGCUGAAAGAUAUGGAAUCAAAAUGCCGGGACCAAAGCCUUUGCUCAACUCUCAAAGACAAAGAAGCCCAGUUGCAAAGAUAUGUUGACCUGCGUAACAACAUCAACGCGAAAGAGAAGGAAAUUGACGCAUUUGUCGAUGAAUCCCACAGUCUGAUUCAACUUAGUGGUACAGAGCGUCUUAAGCCUCUAGUUACUCAAGUGAGCAGCCGUUACCAACAGUUACACCUUAUCUCUAAAGAAAUCGUCAACCAUUGGUCAGAGCUUGUCGCUGAUCACAGGAAAUAUGCUCAACUUCGUAGUGAAUUCGACGCAUGGUUGAAACCAUUGGAAGAACAGCUGUCCCAAAUGGUCACUAAGGAAGACAAACUGAGCAUAGAAAGCAAGGGCAAUAAACUUCAAGUGUUCUUAAUGGAAAGAGAAAAUGGUGAACACAAAAUAGCAAUUUUAACCACAGCUGGUGAUAAAGUACUACCUGAAACUGCCGCCAACGGAAGAGAAAAUAUCCGAGCAGAAAUAAGAGCUCUAAGAGAAAGAUGGGACAAACUUAAUGAUACUAUCCUUCAACAACAGAAAGAAUUCGAGUCUCAAACACUGCAAUGGUCAAGCUAUCAAGAUGUCUUGCAACAGACAUUGGCUUGGUUGGAUGAAAAAGAGAAAAUCGUUGAUGCCGAAGAAAAAGCCGUGCUUAACUCUGCUCAAGAGAUUAAAUCUAAACUAUUGAAGAACAAAACAUUGUUGCAGGAAAUUUAUUCUCAUAAGAGAGUAAUUGAAACUGUAACUGAGAAAGCCAAGAGUGUAUCAGCUACGCUUCAUUCAGGAAAGGGAGAGAGCGAUGAAAUGACAGCUAUCAUUAAAUCUGUUUGGGAUAGAUACAAUGCCCUAACAAACAGAUUGACAGGCAUCAUUGAUAAACAUGAAAGCACAUUCGACAUCUACCAACAGUUCGCUGACCAACAGAAAUCUCUUCAGGAUUACCAAAAACAUCUUUGGGACCGCCUACAUCUGCUAUCAGAUUACAGCGGCAACAAAGCUGCAUUGCAGAGUAAAUUAGGUAAAAUCCAAGAGUUGUUGGAUGCAAUUCCAACUGGAAACAACAAAUUGAAGAUUCUGUCAGAUCUUAUUGAGAAGAACAAUGCUAGACUUUCACCUAGAGGCAGAGAUGGUAUGUCUAGGGAGCUGAGUCUGCUAAAGGCAGAUUUGGAGAAGUUUACAGCUACCGUUCAUGAUGUCAAACGAGGAAUCGAAGACAAGAUACAACAGUGGAUCGAGUUCGACAGCGCUAACGAGCGCUUACAACACUGGUUGAGUGACACUGAGAUGAGCCUGAAGACCUACACGCCUAAAGCAACCCUGGAAGAGAAGGUGGAUCAACUGAACAAAUAUCAGGAUUUAUGUAAAGCGAUUGAUAAUCACGACAAUGAUUUGAGCGCAGUCAUUGCUUUGGGCGAAGCCUUGGAUCAAGCUAUCUUGGCUAACUUGAAGAAGACCGAAAAUGACGUCGAUAAACUAUCAGAUGAGUUCAGUGACCUCAUAGAAAACUGUAAUGAUACUAGAAUCACAAUGAACUUACAACAGAUGACGUCACGAUUCCAAUCCGUACAGUCCACGGCAAAGGAGCUUGUUAAGAAAUGUGAGCAAGCCGUAAAUGAUCACAAUGCCUACCAGGAGAAAUACAAUCAAUGUACUGAUUGGUUGAAGGCGGCUCAACUUAAAUUUGAUGAAUGCAAUGAGAAUUUGUCUAACACACCAGAAGGAAUCAGCGCUAAACGAGAGAGCCUCAACGACUUACUUAGUCAAAGACGUAAUGCUACCCUUCUUGUUAACAACACGUUUGAAUUGGGAGAGAAAUUAUAUCCUUCCACGUCGCCUGAAGGUAAAGAAAUCAUCGAACAGCAAUUGCAUGAAAUACAACAAGCCAUUGAUAACCUGUACGAUAACAUCACAAAGGCUGAGAGGGACCUUGACUCCGAACUUAACAAAUGGUCCUCGUUUGAAGACAACCUUAAAAAUGUGCAGCAAUGGCUGACAACUGCUGAAAAGAAUUUACCAAAGGAAAUUGAACUAAAGGCAACUUUAGAUGAAAAACGCAAUCAACUAAACGUUUAUAGGACAUUCCUUCAAGACGCUAUUGCUCAUCAACAAGAUAUUGCUGACUUAGAGUCUCGUGCUCAGUCUCUACCUGAUGUUAGUAAAGACAUUGCUAAAGAAAUCAAACAGCUUAAGCAAAGGCAUGAGACUAUUUUGUCAAGAGCUAAAUCCUUCGUGGAACAAUAUGAAGCCAUUGUAAAUAACCACCAACAAUACACCAAGGCUGUUAAGGACUUGGAGGAAUGGGUUGAGGCCACUCAUAAUACUGCUCAACUGUGGGGAGAUGUCAAUCUUGAACGUGUAGCACUCAGCAGCAAUUGCGAGAAACUCAAAUCUCUGCAACUCAGCCUGCCUGAAGAGAAGAAUCGUAUUGACAAGAUUCGUUCUCUAGGUGAAAAGGUGUUACCAGGAACCAUUAGCACUGGCCAAGCUAAUAUCAGAAACCAGAUUGACGCUUCUCAUCAAGAAUGGGAAGGCCUUGUAUCUUUCAUCAAUAAGACUAUCGAAGCAUUGGAAAACAAGAUUCAACAAUGGAACGAAUACGAAAAUAUGAAAGACCAGUGCUUGGCUUGGAUCAGAAAUACAGACAACCAGAUCCAUGCUGUUGAUUUGAAAGCUACUCUACCAGAGAAGCAAGAACAAUUCAAGAAAUUCCAGGAGUUACAAGGUGAAGUCCGCGCUAAAGAGCUUGAGAUUGACAACAUCACUGAAAAGGCUCAACACCUGCACACUGGCGUGUUCGGACCACGUGCUUCACAGAUUUCGGAUCUGUCUGUGAAAUAUCAAACUCUUUCGCAAAAAGUCAAGGAUUUGACGAACAGAUGGCAACAGUAUGUCAAGACGCACCAAGAAUUCGCCAGCAAUGUUACUGAAUGCUCACAAUGGAUCGAAGAGCUGAGAGAUAAACUAGACUUUUGCGCUGAUUUGAGCUCUUGUUCUCAGGAUGAUCUGGAAACUAAAUUAGUAUUGAUCCAGAACUUGCUUCUUACAAAGGAUGAAGGUUUUACUAAAGUUCAGUCUCUUGUAGAAUUAGCUCAAAAUGUUAUGGCUAAUACAGCACCUGCUGGUCACGAGGCAAUCAACAACUCAUUGGUCGCCUUGCAAGAGCAAUGGUCCGCGUUACUGUCCAGAAUGAUUGAAACUAAGAACAUGUUGGAUGACUCAGUCACCAAAUGGGCUGGGUUCCUUGAACAGAUACAACUCAUUGAGAAGAGUAACACUUAUCUCGAGAACAUGUUAGCUGAACUGACGCCUUACGAAUCAUCUAUGACAGACAAGAGAGCACAACUUGAGAAACUUAAAGAAGUGGAAGAGAAAGCCCGCUGUGAUCGUCUUGACGUAGAUACAUUGAAGGCGAAAGCAGCUGAGAUGAUUGCAAGUGGCCAACAAAACCAAGCCGCGUCUCAAGCUCAAGAAACUUUGAGUAAAUUCGAUAAUCUCUAUGAUAAGAUCAAAAAAUUACUUGCUGACCGCGAAGAACAAUACAAAGACCACAGAUUGUAUAAGGAAGCGCAUGAUGAACUUAUCCAAUGGUUGAGCCGAGCUCGAGAAAAGGUACCGUCCUUGAAAUCUAAGCCAUUGAGCGACAAACUGGCUAUUGAAAAUUCUGUAGCGCCCCUUGAUGCCUUAAUUAAUAAACAGGCCCAAGGAGAGCUUUUAUUAGAGCAUUUGCAACAUACUGGCGAAGUUGUCCUCGCUAGCACUUCACCUGAGGGUCAAACAAUCAUCAAAAACGAAAUGAAGGCAUUGAAAGAAAGCUUCGAUGAUCUCUUCAAUGAAAUCAAACAACAAAAGAGUCAACUAGAAGAUACUGUUAAUCAGUGGCGAGAAUACAAAGAUGAGUAUGAAAGAUUAUCUGACUGGCUUCAACAAAAAGAAAUCCUUAUCAAGAACCAGAAACUGGCGUUGCUAGGUACUGCCAAGGAGAAGGGUGGACAAGUGAAUGAAGUAAAGGAAAUCGUAGACCAACUUAACAAAGGCAAAGCGGACAUUGACAAGUUCAAUGCUUCUGCGUCUGGUCUCCUAGCUUCACACUUGGACACCUAUGUCAACAACCAGCUACGUCAUCUAAACUCAAGAUACCAAGUUUUGGUGAAUAUGGCCAAUGACGUCCUCAAGAAGGUCGAAACAAACUACGAACAACACCAGACCUAUGACGACAACUAUGCCAAGACCAAGAAAUGGAUCGAUGACGCCUGGGAGAUUACACGCAGUGGCAGUGAAGCUGGUAGUAACAGCAGCAAGGAAGCCCUACAGAAGCGCCUUGAACAGAUAGAGGACUUACUCAAACGCCGCGAGGAAGGCCAGAACUUGGUACACGCCACUGUUAACAGCGGAGAAAAGGUUCUCAGAAAUACAAGGUCUGACGGUAAAGACAAGAUCAAUACUGAGCUCAAAGAACUGCAAAAUGAGUGGGACCGUCUCGUCAAGAAGAUGAGUACUGCUAAGGUUCACCUGGAAACAGCCUUGCUCCAAUGGGCCGACUAUAGCUCAAGUUAUUCGCAACUUCAACAAUGGAUAUCCGACAGAGAAGCAAAACUCCAAGAAGUGUGUGAACAAAAAGUCGCCAAAUCUAAAAAGGGCCAAGACCGACUUGCCGGACUCACGACUGGUCUUAGCCUGGGCGAAAGGAAAGCCACACUCCGUCAAACAAACAAUAUUGUGCAAGAUAUCGUUUCGUUUGAACCCAUGAUUCAGUCUGUAACUUCUAAGGCUUCGGAACUUAUGCAACAGGCUCCAGCGUCUGAGAUUACCAGCAAAUACGAGACUCUAUCUAAGCAAGCUAAAGACUUGUACGAGAAACAGAGAGAAACCGUAGAACAACAUCAAGCUUUCAUCGAUGCUGGCUCAGACUUCGUCCAAUGGAUUCGAGCUGCUAAAGAGAAGUUAGGAAAGUGCUCUGACGCUACCGGUGACAAAGAAUCAUUGAGUAGUAAGAUUUCACAACUGAAAGUAUUAGAAAGCGAGCUGCCUGAAGGUCAAGCGAAGCUGCAGAAAGCUCUGGAAUUGGGCGAGAUAUCUUGCGGCUUAGCUGACCACGAAGAUAGAGAAGAAAUUGAAGAAGAAGUAGCUCUAAUGCAAGAAGAGUACGAUACCUACGUUGAACAGCUUAACAACACCAAGGCUCUAAUCGAAGGCGGUAUCGUCAAGUGGACAGAAUAUGAAGAGCAAUACAAGGAAGCCCUAGACUGGUUGUCGAAGACUGAGAAAUUAGUACAAUCCUUCAACAAAUUGCAGAAUAACUUGGAACAGAAGAAAGUCGUUCUUGAGGAGUUCCAGGGACACCUCCAAACGCUAUUUGAUUGGCAAGCGGAGCUGGACAAACUGAAUGUGCGUGCUCAAACUCUAUUGGAGACUUGCGCAGACACCAGAAUUUCCAAUGGCAUUACACAGCUCACUACGAAAUACAACGCACUGCUGUCGCUAGCCAAGGAGGUUAUGAAGAGGCUCGAACUUCACUACCAAGAACACCAACAACACAAUGCCUUGUACGGCGAAUGCCAAGACUGGCUUGACAGGACCCGAGAGAAGCUCAACCAAUGUGCUGAAAUUCCGAACAACUUACCUGAAGUUAAUAGCAAACUUAACACUGUAAAGCUUCUCCGUCAAUCUUUGGAGCAGGGUCAGAACAAACUGCGGUACCUUCUAGAACUUAAAGAGAAGGUGAUCAUGAACACUGAGCAGACAGGAGCUGCUAAGAUACAGGAAGACACUGAUAACUUGAAACAAGAGUUUGAUAAGCUAAUUGCUGAUCUGCAAGACGUGAGGAACAAGUUGACUAACAGAGCAGCGCAGUUUGAUGAUAUCUCUAAGAUCCACAAGCUACUGGUAGAAUGGUUAGACGAUAUUGACCAGAAGAUUCAGUCAGAUGACUCUCUUCUUCAAGACUUGUCAGAGAAGAAGGCCAAGUUGGAGAAGUUUAAGACCUUCAACAGAGACAUUGAUUCUCAUAACGACCUGGUCAAGAGAUUGAAUGAGAAGCUCCGAGAGGACGCCUCUCUCAAGUCCAAGGACAUUGAAGAUACGCUGCAGAGUUUCUACGACUGGAUCAGGAACUGCAAGAUCGAGAUCCAACAGUGUUCAGACUCCCACGGCGAGAAGGACUCCGUGCAGAAGAAGUUGCAAAAAGUCAACAAAAUUAUUGAAUCUCUGCCUAAAGGCGAGGCUUUGCUGAAGAAAGCUAUCAGUCUCAGCAACGCAGUGCUAGAAACUACUGGUAAUGAAGGCAAGGACAAUAUCAACCAAGAGAUAAAGCAGUUGAAAAUUGAAUGGGAGAACCUACAACAGAUCUGCAAGGACACCAAGAAGUUGCUGGAGAAAUGCUUGGCGGCGUGGUCAGACUACUUGGAGACGUCCGAGAAGAUGAGCAAGUGGGUGAAGGAGUUCGACAACAAGUUGAAGACCGUACAAAAGGUCGACAAGAUUACGCCUGAACAUCUUGAUAAAUGUCGCGAACUCCUGGCUGAAGCUUUAGGACACAAACACGUCUUGGAAGAACUGAAUGACAGAUGUGAAAACCUAAUGGAACAGAGCGCUUGUGCGUGGGUUCGUGAUAAGACGGUCAACCUUCAAACUGAAUACACCACCUUACUCACUAAGAUUCAAGGUCUAGUUUCCAAUGGCGAGAAGAACUUAUCUGACCACACUGAGUUCAUCAAGGCCAAGGAAGACCUCCAGCAAUGGUUAGAGACAGCCCAUGGCACUGUCCAAGAUUCUAUCGGUGUCGGUGACAUUGAAACCACAAAAGACAAGUUGGAGACAGUCAAACUUGUUAACAACAGAAUGACUGAAGGCCAUCACUUACUGGUCGUCUUACAAGAAGCUUUUAAGAAGGCUCUUAACAACACUCCACCUGAAGAACAAGAUGGUCUCCGCAAUGACGUCAAGGUCCUACAAGAAAGCUGGGAUCAACUGAAGAUAGACCUGAACUCUAUCACAGCUCAACUUAAAGCUGCUAUCGGUAAAUGGGAAGACUUUGAAGAAUCCAAGAAGAAGAUGGACCAAUGGAUCAAGGACACCGAACAGAACUUGGACAAAGUCCCUCCUACUGGCGGAGAAUUAGGUGAAAUGAAGACUCUUCUUGAAAAAUACAAACACAUUGAAGAUGAAAUUGAUAACAAGAAGCCUGAACUUGAUAGACUUAAGAGUGAAGCUGCAGAACUGAGCUCAUGGGCAAAGAAACCAGCUAUCAAGGAGUCUGUAACAGAGAUUGAGAAGAAAUGCAAGGCUUUACGAGCUAAGUGUGCAGCAAAGAAGGCUGAUCUUGAAUCUGAGAUUAAGGACUACAACAACUACCACCAGUCUCUACAGGACACUGAGAAGUGGCUGUUGCAGAUCUCCUUCCAGCUUAUGGCACAUAACUCUUUGUACAUCUCGAACAGGGAGCAGACAGAAGAACAGCUAGCCCAACAUGCAGUUCUUCUUGAUGACAUUCAGAAGUAUAGGUCUACGUUAGACGAAUUGGAAGGCAAAGGACAGGCUCAGAUCGAACGCUAUGAGGCCACAACGCCUUCCAUUCGUGAAACUGUUGGCAAACAACUAAAGAAUGUCAACGACAGCCACAAGAGCUUGCUGGCCACCGCCCUACAGAUUGAGCGUCGUCUUAGGGAAGGUCUCGCCAAGUUCAAGGAGUAUGAAGAUACGCUGGAGAGCAUCCUGAACAACUUGGAUGAGAUGGAGCCCGCGAUUACUGAGCUGGAUGUGCCAGUUGAUGGACUAUCACAUGGACGUGAACUACUGGAUAAGGCUAGGGGUCUCCACAACCGCCUACAAACGGAAAAAAGUCGUCUGUCAGCGGCAGUAGCAGCUUGCUCUGCUGCAGCAGCGUCAGUGUCCCGUCCAUCUUCUCCAGCAGACACAGCUCCUCUGCCCAUACCACCGAGAGAGCUGCAAGUGCGAGCUCGCCUCGAGGACCUCAUCGAUCAGAAACAUGUGGCUGAAGUACAAACCGCGCCACGUAUUGAACAUAUACUAAAGACGCUUGAGGCGCCCGAGUUCAGUCAAAAGCUUACGACUUUUGAAACAAAGGUACAAAGUCAUUUGGAAGAGUUAGGAGAUGCUGUCCAUGGAAUGGAAGAAGCCAUGAAACAGGUCCUUGAGAUCCAAGAAUGGAUCGCAGUCCAUACUGCUCUGGCCCGAGACUGGCUUGCUAACCCAUCCAAACUCAGGCCUGAGGCAGCUAAGCAGGACAUGGCUGCCAUGAAUGACGCUCUUGCUUCUCUUAGUGAAAAGAGAAACAGACUACUCACUGAAAUUCCUACUGAAGGUCUUGAAGAUGAAAUAAACCUAGAAGAAGAGCUGGAUAACCUCGAACAAGCUAUACUCAAGGCCAUCGAAAGAGAAAAGGGCAACCAAGCCAUCAUCGAUGCUUUCCGCAACAAAUGCCAAGAGAUCCACGACUUCUUCGACUCCACUCUCAAGAAGAUGUGUCUGGCUGACAAGGGCUCUGGUCUCCCUUGCCCUCAGAAACUAAGUGCCCUUAAAGAACUGUCCUCAGAAUUCGGACAAGCUGGCAAAGACAAGGUCGACAGCAUCAAAUCUGUUGGAUCCCAAGUUAUCAAUAUUGUUAGUAACUUGGAGUCUCAACAAGUAGAGGAGCAAAUGAAAUCAGUGGAACGAAGAUACAAUGACAUCGCCAAACGUAUCCAGCGCAAAUUGCAAAUGCUUGAAAUCACCUACAAGGCUAUCGAUGGUACCAAGAGUGAGGUCAACGCGCAAAACGAAUGGAUGCAAAAGGAAAUUGACAACAUCCUCCAUCCUGAACCUCUUGGUUACGAGAGCAAGUCCGUCAAGGAACGCCAGAAGAAGGUCGCCAACCUUCUCAAAGAAACUGACGGUAAGAAGACAGUCAUUGACUCUUUGGAGAAGAAGGUAAGCAACAUCCAAGCAGAAUUAGAACCUUCAGAACAAAUGCAAUUGGAAUCCGAGUUGUCUGAACUGUCUUCUAAACAAAAACAGUUGGCGUCACUUAUUAAACAGGAGAUUGAAAGGUUAGGCACUUGCGCUGAAGAUAGGAAGAAACUUGAAAACGACAUUGAAAAGGCUAAGAACUGGCUUAAGGCUAAGCUCGCUGAAAUUAAGAAACUUGGCGGCCCAGUACCUCUGGAAGCUGCUAAGGUCGAAAAAGAGAUUGCUAUCCACAAGAAGCACCAGAGCGAGCUCUCCGACUUCCACAAUGACACUUUGACCGAGGUGAUGCGCCAAGGUAAUGCUGUAUCUAAGGAUUGUUCUCCUGAAGAUAGGGCUAAACUACAGGCUAUUCUUGAAGACCUAAACAAAUCAUACACCUCGGCGAAGGUGGACAUUGACGAUAAGCUAGCAGCACUCAACAAACGUUUACAAGGUAGGAACGAAUUCGAGGCUGAAGUUGCUAAGUGCCAGAGCUGGUUGAAUGAAGCUGAGGUAGCUGCCACUCCUGAACUGCGCACUACAAGCCUUCAACUCCUGGAGGAACAACUCGCCAAGUUCGAAAAACUAAGUAAAGAAGCCGAUGAUGUUGAAAAGAACAUCAGCAAAAUUAAGGACAAAUCUAAGGACAUCAUGGACUCAUUGUCAGAUUCUAAUAAACUGCAACUGAAGGAACAAGUUAACGUUCUGUCUGACAGAUUUGCAAGAAUUAAAGCCAUUAUCAAUGACAAGAAGAGCAUUCUUCUCAAGCACAUCAAAGAAUACAAAGACGCUGCAGCCAAGAUUGCCGCUGCGCUUGAAUUCUUGAACGAAAUCCAAAAUAAAUUGAAGGCUCUCAACAAACCUAUUGGAAGCAAAGUAGAAGAUGUUCAACCUAUCAUUCAAGCAUACGAGUCUAUUUUAUCCGAUCUGAAAAAGAAUAAGGCUAUGCUGAAUGAGCUACAAGGUGGCAACUUACACGACUUGCAAGAUAUACUGACACAGCAAGAUGAUUUAAUGAGCACUAUUGAAGAUCAAAUAUCAAAACUCAAAUCACUUCUUCUUUUGCGAGAACAGUUCUUCGCUUUGGUGAAGGAAAUUGAAGAAUUCAUUGCCAAAUACACUGACCUUACAUCAGAAAUUGAGAAAUCAAAUGACUCUUUGGAGGACAAGAUCAAACGUUACGAUGACAUCAUUGUCAAGAUUCAAGGAUGCGAAGCUUUACUUGCUACUGCAACUGAUAAGGGUCAACAGAUAGCCGCUGAAGGUACUGUCAUUGAUAGAAACAACAUCACUGAGUUGUUACAGUCCUUGAAACAACAACUGCUGACUUUGAGACGAACUGUAGAAGCCAAGCGUCAAGAACACGAGAGAGCCGCAGCAGAACAUAAGAAACUCGGCUCCGAUCUAUCAGAGAUUCUUCAAUGGCUUCACGAUAACGAAGCUGCUGUACACUCACGACCACUCCUCAACAGAGAUGUGGCCAGCGUAGACAAGAAACUCACAGAACACGCAACGCUUGUCAAAAACAUUCAGGCAUACUUGGAUAAAUUAACUAAAAUUACUGACAUUAUCAAGAACGACGACGGUGUACCAAGCACGUUACUUGAAAUGAUGUCUGAAGGUAACUCUCUGAAGACAUCCUUACCAGAAGAAUUGGCAAACAGAGAGAGAUACUUGCAAGACAACAAGAAAUACAGGCAACAAUAUCUCCAACUUGUAGAGAAACUGAACAUCUGGGUGAACGAAGCGACAAUACGCCUUGACAUGGGCAAGAACGGAACAGAUUUCGAGAACAUCGAAUCCGAUUUAGAAGAACACAAAUCCUUCUUCAAUACAUCUGAGCCAUCGAUGAAAGAUCUUGUUGGAAAGCGCAUGCAAGAUAUAGUAGACAAGAUCUGGCCAUCUCUGGCAGCGUCUGAACAAGACGAGCUAUCAAAGGACCACCAGAAACACAACCAACUUCUGAAGAAUACCCUAAACUCUGCGAAGUCUCGUCAAGCGCAACUGGAGCAAGAUUUGGAGAUCUGGAAGGACUUCUGUCAGUUGGUUGACAAGAUCAAAGCGAUACUGGAGAAGAACGACAUUCAAGAUGAGCCUGUGACGUCAGUGGACUCGCUGAGACUGCAUCUUGAGAAGCUGAAUCACGCCAAGAAUGACCUUGAGAAUCAGCAGCCGCUCUUGGACGUUGUCCGGGAGCGGGCUCGCGAGCUCUGCUCUGGAGCUGAUGCUGCAAGCGGAGAGAGGGUCGAGCAGAGGACCAGAGAGUUCGCUGACAGCUGGAAUGUCGCCUGUGAAGGUCUAGCAAAGCGCGCAGCGGUAGCCGACCAGCAGCUACACCGCUGGAACCAACUCCUGGAUGAACUGCAAAGCGAAGUCUCAAGCUUGGAGGACAGUAGAGACGAGCUGCUGGAACACGCUGAGUUUGUGGUCAACAUCCUCAAGCCACACUCCAAGGACGCUGCCAAUGAGACAGAGAAGAACGUCAAGGAUCUCGUAGAAGCUUAUGAGAAAUUGCGACAGACUCUUGCGGCGCGGCUCGCGGAGAUUGACGACAUUGUGUCCGAAUUCGACCGCGUGUCGGAGAGAAUCGACGAGUUCCGACAGCAAAUAGAAGUGUUGACAGCGAAAGUAAGGACUUUCUACGUGUUCGGUGAGGACGAGGCCGACAGUGUGCGCGCGCUUACCAACGAAGUUUCCGACUUGGUGGAGCGCACAAAGAACUUCACCGAGGAGAGCCGGAAGAGAUACGGAGGCUCAGCCCCGGCGGACGUCGCGCAGGAGCUGUCCUCCCUAGAAUUAUCAUCUGAGGCAUUGGCAGCAGCUAUGGAAGAGAAAGAAAGGGAAUGGAAACGUGCGCGCACGGCUCGCUCCGAGUACGCUACCGACGUGGAAGACGUGCAGGCGUGGGUGCGCGCCGCUGAGCUUACAGCCAGGGACCGCACCCUGGCACCCGAGCCCUACAGGGAGCGCCUGGUUGCCACCAGGGCUGAAGUGCCAAACGUUGCCGAUCGUGUUGAGCGGUUGACACGCAAUGCUCGAGCGAUUGUUGAAGGCAGUCGCGAUGCUGGUGAACGGCAGCUUGUGCAGUCUACAGUGACCGCGUUAUCGGAUCAAUUCUCAGCAGUGUGCAGUGAGCUGGAAGCUCGACAGGCAGCUGUAGAAGACGCCUGCGAUGCGGUUGCACGUUUCCUUACAUUACUCGAGAAAGUCUUACUUUGGGUUGAGACACAGCGUGCAUUCCUUGCGCGGCCACUCCCAUUGGCCGACUUGCAGGAGGCGCAACAGAAACAGACUGAAUAUGGGAACGCGCUCAAGAGCUGUAAACAGCAAGCCAAGAAUUUAGCGGAUAUGGCUAAGGAGAUAGAGGCAAUCGAACGGGUUACAAGCCCAGGAGACUUGCCGUCUAGGCUAGAAGCAGCAGAGAAUGCGACCGUAGACGUUGAGAAGCGAUUAGCGAAGACAAACGGUCUACUACAGGAAUUAGCAGAGGAAUGGGAGCGAUGCGAAAGAAAGUUAAAAGAUGUCGGGCACUGGCUUGAAGCGACAUCGAGGACUCUAGAAACACCUCAAAAUGCUAAAAAGCCUCUCAGAGAUCGUCUCGCUCUGAGAGAAAAGUUGAUAAAUGAUAUCUCCACGCAAAAGACGAAGAUCUCAUAUGCAGUGGAAAAACUCAACGUACACUUCGGACCGGACGGCGUAGCAGCGCAAUCAGUGGGGCCCGAGGGAGUGGAGGCAGCGGCGCGCUCGCUCGUGGCGUCGCUGGACGGCCUGGCGGCGCAGACAGGCGCGCAGGCCGCGGCGCUGGCGCGCGCGCUGGCGCAGGUGGAGGCCUACUGCGCCGACGUGGCCCGCCUGCGCGCGCAGCUGCUGCAGGCCGAGCAGCAGCUGCGCCAGGCCGCGCAGCCCAACUAUAGUCCGCGCGAGCCCGAGCGCGCUUCCCGCCAUCAACAGGAUGUCGCCCGGCGAAUCGAAGAGCUGACCGGAGCGAUCUACGCGCUGGACCCGUACUUCGUGAUGCCAGCGACAGACGAGCAUGCCGCCACUCUGUCCAUGCUCGUGACGAGCGCGACGCACGCGCGCAACAACAGGCGCGCGCGCUCGCCCGAGCGGCGAGAACGCGCGCGCCUGGCCCCGCCCGCGCCCGCCGCCCGGGCCCGCUCGCCGUGCUGGGCGCCGGGCGGCAUCACCUACGCCGAGAUAGUCAAGGGCUCCGGCUCCCGCUCUAGCUCCCGCGGAUCCCGCGCACCCGACGACCACGAACCACCCCGCGCCUCGCCCUCCCCGCCCGAACCGGCCGACGCCGGGAGCGAUCCCGUGGAAGUGCUCGUGGAACCGUGUGUGCUCAGUGAGAGAGUCGAUGAACAAGUGUCGCGCAGUGACACUCGUGUUAGCGAGUCUAUCAGUGUCAGUGAGCCUUAUGGCGGUGACGUGAUUGUUUACUAUGAUGACUUUGCCUCGCGUUCGGAACCAGAACCGGUUCCCGAAUACUACGCAGAACCUCCAAUGGAGUACCGAGAAAUGCCCGUUGAUGUGCCGGCAACCAUGUAUCAGGAAUCACCUGAACCAAUGAGAAAAUUACCUGAUCAACCAAUGAGGGAAAUACAACCCAUUGAAUCGGAAAGAGAUGUUAGCCCCAUACCAAAACAUCGCUCGCACGAGUUAUCAUAUGCGGAAAUAUUAGCACUCGGGUUACGCAGACAACCGCGUACUCAUAGCGUUACUUCAUUACCGAAACCACAAGUAGCACAGGUAGAGCUGGUUAAGGAGAUCGUAGUAGAAUGCGUUGAAAGAUCUCCACCGAUUCAGCAAUAUGAAUCGAAAGUUGAGAAGAUUGAACCGCCGAGGUUCAAACCCGAUAGACCCGAAAGACCGGAAAAAACAAAUAAAUUAGAUAGACCUGAUCGGCCCGAACGACCGCCUCCUAGGAGUAGAUCAAGGGAUAUGCCAAGACAGAGGCGAGGUCCAGAAAAGAGGCCUACGAAGGCUCAUGACAUUCAGGCUAUGAAAAAGAAAAAGACAAUGAAAAAAGUUAUUGAAGUCGACAACUUUGAUGAACCAGAGCAACCGAUUGAAGUAGAACUAACACCCAUCAGUGAUAUUACAAAUAAGUCUGUGACUGUAGAAUCAACUGUAGAGACCGUUUACAAGGAGGUCACUAAAAAACUACAACACAGUGCUACAGUCGUAGAGACUAUUACUGAAAUUGUUGCAGAAGACUCGCAACCUGAAACUUCUGAAGAAGUUGAACAUAAAAAACCCAAAAAGAAGCAAAAGCCUAAAAAACCUAAAACACCCGAAGAUGAAAUUCAGAGAGCUCUCAAGGAAAUUGAAGAGCUAGAAAGGAACAAAAAGAAAAAGGCGAGGGAACCUCGUGAUAAAAGUAAAGAUAGCAUCACUGAAAUUAUAUCAGUUGAAGCUCCAAAGGACCCAAUUACUGUCGAAUUUAAAAAGAUAAAUAUUAAAGAAUCGGACACCCAAACUAAGUCUAAGAAAAAGAAAGGUGUCAAAGAAUCACCGGACAAAACGGCUGACGUUACUGCUGAGCUUAUUACUGUAGAGGCUUCUGCUCCAGUUGAAGUAACAACUAAAGAAUUUAAACCGAAGAAAAAGAAGAGUCAAAAACAAGCCUCUUUAGAGAAAUCAGAACCAAGUUCUAUUGACAAUAUAACUGAGCCUCAAAGUCCUAUUAGCUCUGGAGAAUCUAUACAAAAAUCAAUUGAAAUAAAAUCUGAUUCAGAUUCACUUUCAGUUGUAGAAGUAGUUGCUCAACCGGAUAUAACUGAAUCAAAAGAAAUAACUAGUUCAAUAGAUGAUUCUACCAAAGAGCAAGUUAUUAAAACUGGCGACGAAGUGCAUAGAGAAAGUUCUGUUGAAGUUAUUACUACAGUAACUUCUAGUAUUGCACAUCACAUUAUAAGUCAAACUGAGUCUGUGACGGUUAUUAGCUCAGAAAAUACCGUUAGCGAAAGCAGCCCUAGUGAGAUAGUUACAUCUGAAAUUGUAACAUCACAGCCUGCUUUUGAAAACGUGCAAGAACAGAUUUCAGACAACACAGAACUACCUGCUGGAGUUUCUGAGACAGUUACUCUGGUUACUGAACUUGCUGAACCUCAAAAGAAACACAACAUUGAACAAUCGACUAUUGUAUUCAAAGAGUGUGAACUAUUAUCCGCCCAAGAUCAGACUCCAAAACAAGAAGAUCAAGGCAAUAAAAAGGCAUCUAAAAAUAAAAAGAAAGCACAAAAGAGUAAACAAAAAACUGAAGAUAUUAGUUCAGAAUUUAUUACCAAAGAGUCUGAACAGGUACAACAAGAGCAGAAAUCAGUACCUUCUAUUGAGUCAAAACAAGAAAAACCUGAACAACUUGCAGUUGGAGAAGUUUUGUCUUUUAAACAAUCAGAACAAGUUUUACCCAAGCCAGUACAAACUGAAGCAGAAAAGCUUGUCAUAUUAGAAGAAAUAGAAACCGUUUUGUCUGAAAAGCAAACUGCAUCAGAACACCCGUUAUUGGAAGUAUGGCAGACACCGCAACAGAAUCAAGCUGCUGAGCUUGAAACUGUGCAGGUUGAACAAGAGGAACAAACAGAACAAUCAGAGGAAAAAAUCAAAGUGGAUGAAGUUCCUUCCAAAAAUAAGAAGAAAAAGAAACAAAAGAAACACGAAAAGACCCCAGAACCUGUUGUAUUUGAGGCUAAAGAAAAUGUUGAGCUUAUUGAAGAAAACGUUAAGACAACGCCUAUAGAACAUCCUGUACAAGAAAUACCAAAUAUUAUAGAACAAGUCGAAGAACAAAAACCACAGAAGAAAAAGAAAUCUAAGAAAGGAAAACAUACUGAUGUCAAAGAAGAUGUAGUUGAAACGACAGUGGUUGAACGUAAAGAAAUUGAGUUACCAACGGAAACGUUUGAAACUAGUCCAAAAGAAAUUGAAGAACCACAGUCUCAAGAAGACAGUAAGCGAAAAAAGAAAUCUAAAUCGAAAUCUAAACCUGUCGAGCAGGAAUCAGAGGUGGAAACUAGAGAAACAGUUGAUGUUAAAGAAAUAGACGAAGUUAAAAUACCUUCCCCUGAACCAUCCAUGGAAGAUAUAAAGGUCGAAGAACCAGCUUUUGAGGAAGUUAAAUCCCACAAGAAGAGGAAACCUAAAAAACAAAAGAUUGAAAAUGAUGAUAUAGAAAAAGCUCUAAAGGAGAUUGAACGUACUGAAGGUUCUAAAAAGAAACCCAAAGAAAAGAUACCCAAACCCAAAGGUAAACCUGAUCAUCCAAAACCAACAGAAUCAAAAGCAGUUAAGCAAGAAAUACAAGAGUCUAAAGUGGUUGAACAAGAAAUACGUGCGGAUGUCGCUUUGAAGAAGGUGGAUUACGAUAUAUCACCUGAAGAAGAUACUGAAAGUACUCAACCAAUCGAACAUAUUGAUUGGAAUGCCAUGUUAGAAGAAGAAGAAAGUUUAACUGAAAUACCUUUUGAAUCCAUCAAACAAGAAUCGAAAUCAACCACUAUUGAAACGUCGUACAUUGCUAACCAAGUAACAAUUCUACAAGAAACAACUAACUUGCUGGAAAGCGAGCGUACUGUUACUAAACUUGAAUCAUCGGUAGAACAAGCUGUUCCUGGAAAAUCAUCUGAGAAAGUCGAAGAGGAAAAAAUUAUCAAAGAAGUACGACAACAACAAGCCGACCCUAUUUCUAAUCCUGCUAGCGAGCAGAAUAAUAACGAUAAAUUCUUUUCAACUGAUGUAAUAAAAGAAGGGUCAUACAAUAUUGUUGAAGAGGUGACUCGCUACGAGCCUAUAACUCAAGAUGUUGAGACCCGCACUAUUUAUCUAAUAACGCACGAAGAGAAGAAACUGCCUCCUAUCAGGACUGUAAAAGUAUUUAGGAGUAAGAGUAACUCGUUAGAAGAACCUCAAUCUACUGAAGAUGACGUAGUUUUAAGUGAACAAACGAUUAACAAAAUCACUGAUGAUAAGUCUUCCAUUAAUGUUAGUGAUAAUGUUUUAGACAGUAAGGUUGCAACGGGAAAAUUAAGUUCAGAAAGUGAUAUUGCAGAAGUAGAUGUUACUCAAAUUGAAUCGAUUCAAAAAGCUGAGAAAGAACAUGUCAUUGAGAAUGUGACUUCUAAAAGUUCUGUACUGACUACGCAUACGCAAGUUGUCACUAAUGUAGUCAGUGAAGUGACUACAAAAGAAACUAUCCGAGUUGACGAGGAAUCCAACACGAAAGGAAUCGAGGUUACAACCCAAAAAUCGUCUACGCUAUCAGAUCAAGUAACUGAGAGUAUUGGUGAAGUUCAAGAAGAGGUUCCAAAGGAAUAUGAACUUAUCCCAGAAAAAGAAUCUGUUCCAGAAAAAAGUAGUAUACCGCUAUCAGAAGAAGACUUCACAGAAAUAAUUGAACAAGCCAUUUUCGGUUCAGUACAAGAUCGUAACCGAACAACAACUGAAAAGAAAUCCAAGGAAUCUUCGAAUAUUCCGUAUCAGGAGUUGGUAAACGAAGUUAAAACAUAUUCAGAGAAUCUAGAUACUUAUCAAUUGGACUAUGAUUACUCUCAGUUAAUACUUAGCCAGCGAGAGUCUAGAGUUUCACAAGGAGAAGAAUCUUUAGUAGUUCAUGAAGAAAAACCGAUUAAAUCUGUUACAGAACUAGAAGCAGUAAAUGUUUCUCCAGCUGAAAAAGAACUGUCAGCAGUAAUAAGUCAAGAAAUUAUAGGUACCGAUAAAGUAUCGGUGGAAGAAGAAGGCUUUGAAAAUGUUGUCUCGGUAAUUGAACCACCAACAGCGGAAAAAUCAACAGAUAGGCUUGAAGAACUUAUUUCUCAAAAUAUUUUGACUUCAGAAAUGUCUACAAAAACUGAAAUUGAGCACACCGUUGAUUUAAUUACAUCAGAGAGUUCUGUACUUAAGCCCGUUGACCAAGUCGAUGCUAAAGCUUUUACUGAAACAAAUGUUGAAAUACUUUCGGAACUACAAGUAGAGGAGCCUCAAUUACUUGAAACAGCAAGUAAACAGAAGCAUAGUGAAGCGCCUGAACCUAAACUUGUAUCUUCAGUUAAUGAAGAAGAGCCUAGAAUUAGUUACCAUGAAAUUAAGGACGCUGAAGCAAUUUUAGCAUCACAGGUAUCUGAGGACAAAACUGAAACCACAACAGAUGCUCUCAACGAAACAGUUUCUUCUUCGCGUGUCUCAGAAACUGUUUUAAAAUCUGAAGAUACAAGUGUGGUUCAAGAAUCUUCAAUAGAAAUUCAACAAGAAUUAGUAUCAAAGGAAGAUAUUAAGGAGCAUAGAGUGUCUCCAGUCAAGGAAGAGGCUCCCAGAGUAAGCUAUCAUGAAAUUAAAGAUGCUGAAUUUAUUUUAGCAUCACAGACUAUACCAAAAGAAGAAUUAAAUUCUUCGAACAUUGUUCAAACAUCGGAAGUAGUCAACGUCGAAGAUGACGUGCUUAAAACUCUUAAUAAGACAAUUACAAUGGUUAAAACAGUCACUGAGCAAACUGUUGAUUUAAUUGCCGCUGAAAAAGUGGUUCUGGAACCUACGGAUUCAAAACUUACAGUUACUGAAACAAAAACUGUUACUGUCGUGGACGACAAACCUUUAAGAGAAGAGCGACCACUGUCGUAUGAAGAGGCCCCUCGUCAUAGCUACCAUGAGAUUAUUGAUGCGGAAAGACGCCUUGCUCUGAUAACUAAACAACAAGAUGACAUUCAACAAGAUACUAAAGAUGUAGUUGAAGAUAAACCUGUCGUGCAAGAUGUACUAGUAGAGUCCGAGUAUUCUCAAGUAAAAGAAAUCUCCAAAAAAGUCAAACCAGAUUCACCUGUGAUCGAAGUACCAAAAGAUAUACUAUCAGCGGCUGUAGCUGAAGCGCCAAAAGUGAAUUAUCAAGAAAUCACUGAUGCAGAAAAGCAUUUGGCAGCAGUCGUAACUACGCAAAAAAUGGAAGAAAGGUUUGAAGUCGACGUUCAAAGUAGUACAUCAACUUCUACAAGUAUUUUACCAGAAUCAUUGAUAUUUGAAUCGCCACGGGUUAGUUAUCAUGAGAUUUCAGAUGCAGAAAACCGUCUGGCGACAAUUAUAUCCAGAAACGCAUCUAAAGAAUCUUCUCCAGUUGAUACAACAGAAGAUAUACCUGUAACUGAUAGACAAGUAGAAGAAACACCAGAGCCUACGCCAGAUGUGGUUGUUACUGCUGGACCCACAGAAACACAGCAAAAGAUAGUAAAUCACGUUCCUCAUAAUGAUGUUUCUAUUCAUGAUGAUGAAAUAGCCCCAAUAAUAGAAAAUGUUCCCCAAUUAGUGCCAGAGCCUGAACCAAUAAGACAACUCAUUUAUGAAGUGCCAAGGUUCAGUUAUCAUGAAAUUAAUGAUGCUGAAAGUUUAUUUGCUACUUCACGAGUUUCUCUAGAAGAAGUUGAAGUCCCAGCUGAAGUGGCUGAUACAACUCCAACAGAAAGGGAUACAACUACGACAGAAAUAGAUACAACUACAACAGAAAUAGAUACAACUACAACAGAAACUAAUAUAAUUGUAGCAGAAACUGUAUCAGCUCACCUGGUGGAGCCUACAACUCCUGUCAGUGAAGAAGUCAAAGAACCGAAACCAGUGGAAAUUGAUUCUGUAUUUGAGCCUUUACGUCACAGUUAUCACGAAAUUCAAGAUGCUGAACUUGUGCUAGCAUCUAUGAAAGUUGAUGAAGUGCCUCGAACAUCUGAAGAGAAACCUAAAUCAGUCGACAAAGAAGUUCCCAAGUAUUCUUCCGAGCAAGUAGAAGUAACGUUACUUCAAUUUGAUAGGCCACCUCAACCUAAAACUGACAAAGAACAUACUAUAGACUUCCUUACGAAUGAAAGUAUCGUAUCAGAACCUGGGAAAACUAUUGUUUCUCCUGUAGAGAAACCUUCAGCGCUUCAAAAGGCUCAUUUGGAAAAGCUUGCUCUGUCUUUUGAAGUCGAUGACCUUAGUAAUACGCCAAUAUCAGUAGUUUAUGGUAGUGCGGGUACCGCAACACCAACCCAGGAACUUAAAAGUCCUGUGUUUAAGACUGAAGACAUGGUCCCUGAAUCCCCAGAUGUUCCACAAGCCCCAGUUAAUGUUGAAACAGCCAAAAUUGAGGAAUCGACACCAACUCAAGAAGAACCUUCCGUUGAAGAUGAUACUUUUGUAAUCAUAGAUCACAGUGAAGUCAUAAACAUAAUUACCGACGUAAAAGAUAGUGAACCUGUGGAAAUACAACUACACAAGCCUGAUGAAUCUUCAAAAAUUAUGGAAAUAUCCCCCGUUGUUGUACAAAGUGUCACUGAAACUACUUCAAUUGAACAAGACUCUUCUUUAGAACAACCGCGAUCUAUUACUCCUAAAACAAAUGAUGACCAUAUUGUGGUCAAAAAUCUUAUCGAAGAAGCUCUUCAAGAACCUGAAUCAACAGCUGUUACUAGAACAAAACCAGCUUAUGAAACUUUCGUCAUUGAUGAUCUCAAUGAAAGUCUUGUGCCUGUGGUAUUCGGUGAUAUUAAGGAUAUUGAGCAUUCUAUAAAAUACAGGAAAGAAGAACUUUUACUACAAACUGAACCUUUGGAACCUGUUCAACCACCUAAAUCUGAAGAAGAAAUAGUCACUGUAGCUGACGAAGAAGUGUUAGGGCGGUCACCUUCUCCCAUAGAAGAUAUUGAAAUCGUUGAAACAGAAGGUUUUACCAUUCCUCAUCCUAGUGAAUAUGUUGAGUUAGAUCCCUCGACUGUUUUAGAGCUCGAUGCUAAGCCUGACACUAUCUCGGCGGAUACACAAAGUGAAGUUUUCGAUUCGGCUAUAAACUUACCUGAAUCACAAAUUGUUAAACAAUCCGACAUGAAUACGCAUAUAACAUCUACGGACUAUCAAACGGAACAUAUAGUAUCAACUGAAAUUAGGGAAACACAAUUAACCCAAACUGAAACUGUUAGUCGUGUAGAAAAAUCUCCUAUACAUAGCCUGCAUGACCUCCUUCCUGAAAUUGACUCCAUCCCUGAAUUCAAACCCUCUUAUUCGAACACUGUAUUGUAUUCAAAAUUAUCGGCUGAUGCACCCGAGUUUACACCCUCUUAUAUGUAUCAGACUGUAACUACUGUGUCUGAGAGUAGAUCUGAUGUAGUAGGAGAUGCACCUGCACCUAUUACUGUGGAAGAAGAAGUAUCAAAUAUUGUAACUGAGGAAGUACCACCUGUACCACAAAUUUCAUAUUCUUCGGUUUUACAAACUAAGAAAGAAAAGGUCGAAGUUGGAGCACAAACACCACCAUCACCAAUUGAAAAAGUAGUGGUACCUGACGCACCUACAGAUGAACUACACGAGGAACAUGUUGAAACCAAAACUAAGAAAACUAAAAAGAAGAAAAAGAAGGAUAGAGAUGAAAAGAAAGAGUCUAAACCAGCUGAAUCUGUGCCUCUACCUUCUGCCUCUCAUGUACCAGAGAGGGUUGCAGUGUUACCAGAACCUGUUAAUGUAUGGGUCAAAGCUGCUGAAGAAGGCAAAUCGUAUGCCGAUGUGUUGGCUGAAGGCUUAAUUCAUGAACAAAGAGAAUUUAUACAGCUAGUCCCAGAGAAGCCAAAAGAAAGAGAAUUGUCUCAGCCAAGAACAGAAAAAAUACAACAUGAUGUUGAGAAAAUCGUGACACCCACUGUGCUACCUACCCAAGACAUAAAAGAUACUGUGGAGAUAAAAGAAGUAGUUUCAGAAUAUGAACAAAGUAUUGGCUCUUGGGCUAAGAUAGUAGCAAAACGAUCAUCGCCGGAAAGAAUACAAAAAGUAGAAGAACCGCAACAUGUCACACCCACACACGUUCCUACUAAAGCUCCAAUGAUUCUUGUAGAUGAAUCAGAAAGUGAUCAACUCAAACCUGAACUAGAAGUAGAUGCUGAAGGAUUUAUUACUGUUGACAGAAGUAGACGAUCGAGAUCUAAGUCAAGAGAAACACGUUCACGAUCAGGUGUUUCACAAAAUCGUGAAACACGUGAAAAGUCAGAAAACAGAUUUGAAGCCCUAACUACGACUCUUAGACCAGAUGAUGUAGAAUCUACUCAGAGUCCUUCAGAAGAUGAAAAACCAGCUAAGAAACCUAGUAGAAAGAGCCGUAGCUCUAAGUCUAGAGAUAAAGAAGUGAAACCAAAAGCCAUGGUAGUAGCUCCUAGCACGUCCGAUGAAGACAAACAACCGCCAAAGAAAGACAAAAAGAAACGUUCAUCUAAAUCAAAAGAUAAGGUAGCCCCUGUACCUGUCGAAGAGAAAUUGAAACCUGAAAUUGUAGAAGUCUCAGAACCAUUAAAGGAAGAAGAGAAGGAUGAUGAACGCAUAACCACACCAUCAGUUCAGUCUGAACCUAAAAAGAAAAGUAAAAAGAAGAAGAAAGACAAGAAGCCUGUAGAAGUUUCAGAAACUACCGAGGCGUCCUCCCCCUUAGAAGUUACUUCUUCAGAACAAGAGAUAAUGUUAGAAUCUACAUCAAUAACAAAAUCUCGCCAAAAGAAGUUGGAUACUCCCUUAUCUACACCAGAGUCGAUUCAAACUCCAAUCAAAGACAGAGUUUUCUCUGAAGCUCAGUUCUGGAAAAUGGAUCCUAGUAGUUUAGAUGUAUCUGAAAUAAUAUCAGUAGAAAUACAACAUACACCAACGGAAACAUAUAAAAUUGAAAUAAAAGAAAAUGUUCCUAGUGAAAAAUUAACAACUAAAUCUGAAGAACCGAAAAAACCUGAGAAUGUUGAACCAGUCCACUCUUCAGCUAAAUUUAUAACUGAGGAAAUAACAUCUGUUGAAACUCAGAUACAGGAACUUGAGGACACAAUUGCUGAAGAUCAAUCACUUGAAAGUAAAAUGGCUGAUCUGCAACGGGAAAUUGAGGAAAUGUUGUUGCCUGAGAAUGAUUCAUCAUUAAUUAGUGAUGAUUCUCCCAAAGAACUAACAGACACUCAAACAUCCAUGGAAUAUCAAUAUGAUGAGUUAUUGGAUAAUAUGACUCCGUCUUUGGCCAGCCCAGAACUUGAUGUGGAACCAAAGUCAAUCGAAGAAACAACGGUAGAGGAUAAGACCACUAAACAUGAUGAGGAUCUUGAUGAUAAACAUAUUAGCAUGAGCAUGAUUGACUCAGUGUUAGAUGAUACCGAACCUUUGUCUAUAACAGAAACUCACUCGUUGGAACACUCGGAAGGUUUGUUAGUUACUCAAGAAGAAGACACUCCAAGAGAUUCUACUAAACUGGAUACAUCAGUUACUACAAUCACUACCUCAGAACAGGUAAAAAUUGUACCCAAAGAUGUUUUGGAGGCUAUGAUUAAAGAAACAAGUGCGAAACAAGAAACAACUAUAUCUACUGUUAUCGAGACUACAAGUACUAUUACUAAAUCUGAUGUAAAACAAGAUGAACCAACUGCACCUGCAUCUGUAAGUGAGCCAUCUAAACCAAUUAAGGAAGAAAUUGCCUCCACUCCACCUGCGUUACAAAAUACUGGAGCAGAACAGGUGGUAACAUUCAUUGAAACUGAGAGGAACAUUCAACAACCAGAAAAGAAAGAGACAGUUAAGGACUCAGUAACAUCAUUUAUUCAAAUGGAAAAGUCGCAGAAGGACAUUUUAUCAUCGGAUAUGAAGAUACCGGAACUUCAAAAACAAGAAUUACAAUCCACACCAAUUGAACAAAACAUCAAUGAACAGAAACAUAUUUCAGCCGAUUCUGUAUCUGAUGUCCCUCUAUCUAACAUUGAUACCAUUACUAACACAAUCACAAACCUAAAAUCGGAUUCUUUCUGGACGGACAAACACAAAAUUGAUGAUGCGGAAUUGCUAUUAAUAGAACGUCAAUCUGUUGAAAGAACAAUUGUACCUGUAGACACUGACGAACCACACGUUGAUGAAGGCAUCAGCGUCGAGGACAAUAUUAUCAUUGAUAACACUUUCUGGCCUGAAAAACACUUGUACCACGACGCUGAGUGCCAAUACUACCUCUCAUUGGCUCGUAAAGCUAAAACACCCACUAACGAUACCACAGAAAUCAAAGUUUCUGACCAAAAUGAUAAAGAUAGAGAUCAGGGCGGCAGUUCUGGUCACUCUUCUGAAGGUGAAGAACCAAAAGACCCUUCUGGUUCACCUUACGACCCCGACUACAUAUCCAUGGAUCUACCCGGUGGCAUUUGUAGUUGGAAAGACAAAUCGUCGUACCUAAGCGUCGAAACACCUGUUGUUGAUGACGUUGUGAACGAGCCUGUGUCUAGGGAGGAUAUACUAACCACCCUACCUAUAGCACCAGCCCCAUCCUCAUCCACACAGGAGCCGGAGGAGACACCCCAGAGGACAACAAAGGAUGAAUUAUCUAACGAUAUAGAAACUCUGCUCGAAGAAAUAAGAGAUGUACAGACGCGCUUAGCGGAUCUGCCUGAUGAGAGCUUGGACACCAUGGCGGAGGGCCUCAAGGAGGGCAUCAGCAUCCUAUUGAAGUGUGAAGAAGCAGCCGAGAUCCUGGAGACGAAGAUCAUGGAGUACCGCCAGGAGCAGGAGGUGCAGACGCUGCUGAAGGAGCUGGUCAUCAUGAGGGCCAAGAUAUCGAAGCUGCUGAAGCAAGCUAACGAUGGUCUGGAAAUCAUCGAGGAAGCCAAAGUCCAAGUGGCUAUUCAAGCGAAAGAGAUAGAAGAAAACAAGGAGAAGAUUGCCAAGCUAGACAAAUGGCUGGAGACCAUCAACAACGGUCUCAAAGAAACCGUCCACCAAACUGAAGUCCUCACAGAGGAAGAUAUUAUUAGAUAUAUUGAAAUAUAUGAUCGUUACCUAAUUGAGUACGAGGAGUAUGAAACUAUUAUGAAGUCAAUAACUGUGAUAAGUCAAGAUGAAACUAGUCAGUCUUUGAAAGUGAAGUUGGUUGCAAUGCAAAAGUCGUUAAUGGAAACGAAGAAUCUAGUCAAUAUAGAGAUAGAAAGGUUAAGGCAGGUGCUGCUGCAGAUCAAGUCAGCACCAGAAGUGGUCGACGACGACAUCUCGCAGACUGAUAGGACAAUCGACUCAACGUCGAUGCCCGAAGAGGUGGUGUCGCCUAGAGAGAUUAUAAAAGAAAAGGAAGUUUCAGAGAAAGUGCCAUCGGCAAAACAGCCUUCAGUCGAAGAAAGUGUAAAAGUAACCGUACAAGAAAGUAAACCUAGUCAUGAGAAGCCUGAACCAGUCCAAAUCCAGGUUGUUAAAGAAACUGUGGCAAUCGAAACACAAACUGGUAAGAGCCUUAUGUCGGAGCCGCCGUCUGUGUCAGACAAAUCUGUGAUAUGCCAACCUGAGGCCAUAGUCACGCACGACGUAUCCAUCACAUGCGCUCCUCCAGUUGAAAUGGCUAUACAAACUAGUGAACCGCAUUCUGAAGCAAAGGAAAUCCUUGAAAAUAUUCAAGUGAGACAGACAAUUUCUGAUGGUCACGAGACUAUCGAAAUUGCCAGUCGACCUGUGGUUAGAGAACAGAAGCUUGACGAGAAAUCUUUGCUCGUGGACGCAAACUACAGGGACGAUAACUUCAGAAAGGAUUCACAGCUCAACAUCACACAUAGCUUGCCGCAGUCCUUCGAGACUGUUAUGGUGGAACCUGACGAAACGACAACAGAAGUUGUAGUAGAUGCCGAUGGUACUAAGAGGAUUAUUGUAAAGAAGGUCAGAAAGACACUAGUCACAAGACAACAAAUACUCCAGAGUCAACAACAUGAAUCUCAUAUAUUAUCUAGCGAUCUCCCACUUGAUGAGGCCUACUCCCAGAUAGUGAUAAGAGACGAGAAGGCAGGAACAUCCACAACAUUAGAAGAUGGUGGAGUACAACAUAUGGAAUAUCAAACUUAUGGUGGUCAAGUAAUAACUAGCUUACCUGGUGGUGAAGUUACUAUUCAAGAAUUCACAUCUAAACCCGACAUGAAAAUUACAAUGGAGAAAGAUAUGAACCCUGAACAGAUUCUUCUUCUUGCUGAGGGUCAAGAGCUACCUCAAGUUCAAACGUCUACUUCAAGCGUAACUGCUGUGGUUCAGCAAGUUACUAAGCGCAUAGUAAAGACUCGAAGACGCAUCAUCCGUCGCGUCGUUAUUAUUGACGGCAAAGAACACGUAACUGAAGAAAUUGUCGAAGAACCUGACAAUGUUGAAGUAGUGGAGGAACAGAUUCCGAGGGUUUCUAUAAACGUUAGAGAAAGAGGUGACGUUCCACCUUCAGGAGGUGAAGAUGAUGAUGAUCGUCGAGAUGAUCACCCAGCCUUGCCACCUCGGAAAGACGAUGACUCUUCUAAGGAGGACAGGCCGAAGUACGACAAACCAGAUGACAAACCAUCUGAGGAUAGGCCGCAUGAUGACAAACCUAAAGACGACAAAGCUGAUGAUAUUCAAGACCAACAAGUAGAUGCACCAGUUGAGCUAACUCAAGCCCAACAACUCGAAAAGAUGAUGCAAGACUUUAUUCAAAAGGAAGGUACAACACAUCGUACUAUUACCAAAUCAACCACUAGAGUGCAAAGCUCACAAGAACGAGAGAGCAGUCCAAUGGAGUUUGUUCAAAAGGAAGGUUCAAUCCACCAUACGAUUACUAAAUCAACAACUACUAGAUUGCAAACCUCACAAGAACGAGAAAGCACUCCAGUUAAAACCGUAACAGUGUCUGAAUCUUUCGAAAUUCUACCAGGUCAACCUGAUGAAACUACCUACAUCGUACAAGAACCUCAUGACGAGGACGGUCAAACAACAUUGAUAACCGAAGGAAUGCAUCAUUCCACUUUCGAAUCUUCCUCAACGAAUGUAGCUACAGUUGUACAAAAAGUCACUAGAAAGAUAACUAGAACGAGGAGGCGUAUUAUCAAACACAUCCAAAUUAUCGAUGGUAAGGAACACGUCACAGAGGAAGUGAUCGAAGAGCCAGAUGAUGUUGAAGUCAUUGAAGAAGAACCUCAAAUAUCUCACAGCAUUCAAACCGAAGGCGUUAAAACAAAACGUAUCAGAAUAAUCAAACAAGUACAGAUUAUUGACGGUAAAGAACAUGUGACGGAACAAAUAGUUGAGGAACCAGAUGACGAGUAUGUACCAGAUUCUACAAUAACCACUGAAAUCGAUGUCAAACUGAGCAAACCUGAGGCAAUGGAAGUCAUACAAGAGGACGAUGUUAAGAGCGACUUCCCUACUAUUACAAAAUCUACUACAGUGACUGUCAUGCCUACACAAAAAGAUACCACGGUUAUCGAAGUCACAAAGGGUUUGAUUGGCAGUGAAAUUGAACAUUUUGCUGGAACUGCACCUGAAAUAAAACAAACUACUGUUACUAAGGAAAUAACAUCAGAUUCUUUCAAAAAGCCGGGUGAUGAUACUGAUGCUACAGUGAAGAUCGUCAAAGAGACUGUCCAGUUCAAUGAGCCUGAAAUAACUUCCACCAUUACCACCAAGGAAACAGGCGGUUUUACAACAACUACAGUAACUAGGCAUGUCACAUCAGAGUUCACUACUGUGACAUCUACUGAUACUCAGAAAGACACUAGUUUGAUUGAUAUCACAAAGAGUUUGAUUAGUAGUGAAAUGGAACACGCAUUGGAAGAUACUUCAAAGAAACCAAAAGAACCGCCUAAAGAUGUUCCAGUAAAACCUGAACCAGUUAAAGAAGAACCAGUUAAAUCUGAGCCGAUAAGAGAUGUUCCAGUAAAAUCUGAGCUAGUUGAAGAAGUGCCAAUUAAGUCUGAACCGAUUAAAGAUGUUCCAGUUAAAUCAGAGUCAACUACAGUUGUUGUAGAGAAAACUAAAUCAACUGAAGAAGUACCAAUUAAGUCUGAACCUAUUAAAGAUGUUCCAGCUAAAUCUAAACCAGUUGAAGAAGCACUAGUUAAAACUGAACAAAUUACAGUUCGCAAGGAAACUGAAAUUGUCAAAUCUGCACCUGUUGAAGAGCUACCGGUUAAAUCGGAACCCAUUAAAGAUAUUCCAGUUAAAUCUGAACCAGUCAAAGAAGAAACAAUUAAAAAAGAACUGGUUACAGAAGAAAUAAUAAAAUCUGUACCAAUUAAAGAAGAACCAGUCAAAUUUGAUAGUCCAGAUGUAACAGUUAUCACUAAAACAGUAACUGUAACUACCCCAAUGGACGAAUCUAAAACAACAACCGUUGUUACCUCUGCAAAGUCAACUUCUGAAGUCACACAAAAAGAAACUAUUGCAACAAUUGGCAUUCCAGAACCAGUGUAUCCUAAAGAAACAAAAGAGGAAGAACAACCGUCUAAAGAACCUGUACCUAAGGACAAGACUCAGGAGCCUGAAACAGUGAUGCAGAUAAUUCAAGAAACCGUUCAGUCUACUGAACCUGAAAUAACAAUCACUAAGAAAACAACUGAAGUAACCAAAGUCACAGACAUCAUCAGUGAUGCACCAAUAAUCACUGAAACUAUAACUAAGACUGUUACAACAGAGAUUCCAGAAACAAAUGGAAUUAAGGAUACAACACUCGUUGACAUAACUAAAAGUCUUCUAGAGAGUGAAAUGGAUCAUUCGGUGGUUUCUAAAAUACCAGCGUCACCUGUGAAAAUUGUUACAAAAUCUGAAGAAAUCAAACAGGUUCCUUUGAAAGAAACAAAGGCACUUAAGGAACCUAAACAAGAAAAACCUAUCGAUGAAAAACUACCAAAACCAGAGGAAUUAAAACCAACAGUGACAGUUGAAGUUAAGUUAGUUGAGCAAAGAUUACCAGCUAAAGAUGUUUCUUCAGAUAAAGAAGUAGUAGUGGAAGUUUCUAAACAAUCACAAGUGGUGACUGACACAACAAUCACAACACAAAAGGAUUCAUCUCUUUAUGAUAUCACUAAGAGCUUUAUUGGAACUGAAAUUGAUCAUUCAGCUAUCCAUAAAACACCAACAAAACCUAAAGAGGAUGAACUUGUUCCUCAAAAAGAGAAAACUGAUCAUAUACCUAAACCUACAACACCCGAAAAACCUAAAAAAGAUGAAUUUAUUCAUGAAAAAGAAGAAAUUGUGAAAUCGCCAGAAACAGAAAAGGUUAAUGAUAGUGAAACAGUUACCACCACUACUCAUAAAACUAUAACUACGACGACUAGUGUUCAAGAAAGUAAGCCAACAGUAGAAACAGUUGUAACCAAGUCACCUGAAAUUGUAACAAUAGUCAAGGAAACGAUUGAAAUCGAACCUGAAUCUGUUGGUACCACUGAAGACAUUUUUGUGCCUGAACCUGAAAUGGCUCAAGCUUUGGAAGUGACUGAUGUAACUCCUGCAAGCACAUCUGACCUACCCAAAGAUACAGGUCUAGUUGAUCUCACAAAGAGCUUCAUUGGUAGUGAGAUGGACCAUACUGUAGUAUCCAAGAUUCCAGCUACGCCAAUCAAACGAGAAGAGUCACUAGAAAUGGCGGUCGAAGCUACUGAAGAACCACAAACACCCGAAACAUUAGCUCCAAUAAAAGAUGUUGUUAUUUCUGAAACUGUAACAGUGACCAAAAUUCCCGAACCUCUUGAUAUAGUUGAUGAACAAGUAGUGGUCAAACCAGAAAAGCCAAUUUGUGAAGAAGAUAAGAAAAUUGUAGAAACGCUGAAAAUAUCUGAGAAAGAAACGAUAUCAGAAAAGAAACCUAAAGAUGAUAGUGUUCAGUUCAUUACGCAGGAGAUUACAGAACAACAGGGCGUAACACAAUUCAACGUGACAGAAAUUACACGAGAACUGUUAGAAAAGGAGAGUAUUCACGCAGGUACUAUUCAUUCACCUGUAAAGGUGGAACAAAAACCAAAAGAGGUGACAUCUGAUGUUCCUAAAGAUUACUCUGGAGUCACAGUUACCCAAGUAACUCAAGUAUCUACAAGCACUCCGAUCGAACCUAAAGAACCAGUUCAACCUGAUGAAAAACUAUCAACUGUAUCAAUUUCUAUCAAAGAACAGCCUUUGCUUGAAAAGGAAGAAAUUGUGUCUGUAAUCACUAAAGAUGAAAUAACAUCUAAAGAACCAGUACCGAAAGAACUAGAGGUUGUUGAACCUUCGGCUCCAGUCUUUCCAGAUGAUAAACAGUCCCCAGAACGCGAAUUCCCAGAGGUAGGAAUUGACAAACAACCCAAGAUUGGUGUUGUUGAAUUAGUCAAAGAAUUCAUCACCCAAGAAGGUACCGAUAAAUAUGAACGCAUUGCUGAAACAACAAAGACUGAAGUUGAAAGGACUGUUAGCCAAUCUGAAGUUCCCAAAGAUUACUCAGGAGUCACAGUUACCCAAGUGACUCAAGUCUCUACAAGCACUGCUAUCGAACCUAAAGAACCAGUGCAACCGGAUGAAAAAUCAUCAACUGUAUCAAUUUCUAUUAAAGAACAGCCUUUAUCUGAAAAAGUAGAAAUUGUAUCUGUCGUCACAAAAGAUAAAAUAAAAUCUGAAGAACCAGUACCGAAAGAACCAGAGAUCGUUGAACAACCUUCGAUUCCAGUCUUCAAAGAUGAUAAACAAUCUCCAGAUCGCGAUUUCCCAGAGGUAGAAAUUGACGAACAACCCAAGAUUGGUGUUGUUAAAUUAGUCAAAGAAUUCAUCACUCAAGAAGGAACCGAUAAAUAUGAACGCAUUGCUGAAACUACAAGGACUGAGGUCGAAAAAACAGUUAGUCAAAUCACUACAGAAAAAGGACCAACACAAUCUACGAUUGAAGUUAAACCACUGAAAAUCGGAACUGUUAUUUCUGAGACUGAUGUCACUGAAGUUCCAGCGGCUCCUGAGAUGUCCUACAUCAGACAGUUUGAACCACAAAUUCAAGGUUCUUCCGAUAGUGUCAACAAAUUGAUGAUGACAUUUGGUCAACCUGAGAAACAAGAUGUCCCAUCUCAAACAACUGAAUUACCUGGUUUUACUCAGCCUCAGCCAGACAGGCCUGGAACUAAAUAUGAUGUCUCUAUGUUAUUACAUUCUGAACGCCAAGAUACUGAUAUCAGGGGAUUCAAACCUGAACCUAAAGUUACACAGCUUGAUAAACCAGAACAAACAGUGGAUAUUUCACUGUCUUUGACUAAAUCUCGUGAAGCAGAUAAGGUUAAACCUGAAGUUCAAUACGACUUAAAGGUUGAACAUUUCGAAACUGAACCAAUAGUUGUCAAGAAAGAUAUUGAAGUGAUUCUGCCGAGCGAAGUUAAAAUCACUAAAGAAAAGGUUACAGUCCCUAUCGCUGAUGUAGUACGUGAGGAACCAAAAGCAGAAAUCACACCACCGGAGUCUGUAAAGGAAACUAAGAAGAGCAGAAGGAAGAAGAAGCAUAAAACCGAUUCUAUAACAAGCGAGUCGACCGAAAUCGAAACGGAUAAGAGUAUUGCGGGUACUGAUAGCUCAUCCCUGAGUCACUAUGUGGAGCUUCCAGUCUCUCCACCUCGUGAAUCUCCUACACCAACCGAGGAUGUAUUAGAACCAGUUGCAGUUCCUGAAGUAAUACCUGAACCGAAGGAACCAACGCCAGUUAUUAAAUCCGCAACACCUGAACCUGAGCCUGUGCCUGAAAAGAUAAAAACACCCGAGGAACAGGUACUUGAGGAACCACAGAUCCCUGAAAUCGAAGACUCUUAUGUUGAAUCAGAAUCUCUUACCAUCUCUGAAGAAAAAGGAUACGAGCCUGAAGAUUUAUCUUUGGGUCCAGUACCGACAACUGAAACUAAAAAGAAACACAAGAAACGAAAACCUCACAGAGAAAGCGAAGAGACGGCUUAUCCAGUAAUAACUACAACAGAGACUGACGAAACUACUGUAACAACACCAGUAGAGAUGCGUGAACCUGGAAAGAAGGGCAGAGAUAAGAGACGCAAGAAGAAAACUCCAGUGGAACCAGUUAAGUCACCUUCGGAGCCAGAUGUGGAGCCAGAACCUGUUGUAGAACCAGAGCCAGUGGUUAAACCUGAAAGUCCUAAACUUGGAACGGAAGUUGAAGCUUCAUCGCCCAAAGAAGAGUCUUACCAUACCAUUAGUGAAACAUCUGAUAUUACCACUGUCAAAAUCGUCGAAGAAUGCGUUCAAAGCAGCCCUGAGACUGCCGAGAGGGAAGUGGGAACUAUCCUUAAAUUCCCUGUUCCAGUGGUAGAAGAAAUUGCUACUACCGAAUAUUCUAUUCAGACUUCUCCUGAAGAACCUGAACCUGUUGAAGAGGUACCACGACCAGAAACAUCGGAUAUUGAAAUGCAGACCACACCAACAUCCAUGAGUGAAGUUAUUACACAAACGACGCCAGUAAAAGACAAAGAAGCUCAUACACAAACAGUUGAAGAAGUAGUUACUGUAGUAGAAAAGAUUAUGUCAGAUACUGAAAUACAGACCAGUAGGUCAGAAACUCCUGAACAAAUUGUACAACUUGAAGCCACAACUCAGGUUAUUCCUCAUGAUAUUAGUACUCCUGAGGAGAAGUUUUCACAAACGUCACCAAUGGUUGAAGAACCUGUCAUUGUUGAAGAGAAAUCUGUAACUCCUGAGAUCAUCACAGAAUCGCGAGAAAUGCAAACGUCUCCAUUGCCAGUAGUACAAAAAGAUGAAAAGAGUACAGAAAUUGUUGUAGAAACGACUGAAACAGAUAUUCAGACUGUUCAACAAGAAAUUACGGAACAAGGAACUUCAACUACUCCUAUCAAAGAGAAGGAGCUGACUGAGAUGGGUAUGCAAACACCUGAAGUACCACUUGUAAGCACUUUCACUCAGUCUGAUACGCCUGAACCAGAGCCUGUGAAAGAGGUUGAACCUGUACCAGUGGAGGUUCCAGAAUUACCAUCAUUACCUUCUCUCGAAAUAAAGAAAGAGAUCAUUACUGUUGACAGCACCCAGCAAACGACACCACGAGAAGAGGUUGAACCUCCUAAAUUAGAAGUCAAAGAGGUUGAGACUGUUGACACUUCUCAACAAACUACUCCCCGAGAGCCUGAGCCAGUGGUACAAUUGGUGCCCGAAUUGCCAAAAAUACCAGCAUCAGAACCUGAACCAGUGCCAGUUGUAGAACCUGUUAUUGAACCAACGGUGGAACCAACAAGAAAGAUCAUAACGGUAGACAGCACCCAACAAACUUCUCCAAGAUCUCCACCUGUAGAACUUGCUCCUACACCAAUUCCAGCACUAGACUUAGAAAGAAGAGAUGUUAUCACAAUCGAUAGCACCCAACAAACUUCACCCAGAAACUAUUCAGAAGAUUCCAUAUCCACUUCCACGGACGAACCGUAUGAAAUCCACCUUAAAGCUCAGAUUUCGAUUCCGCAAGCCACUACGGAGUUCAUUGAGAGUGAACGCUCAUUCGAAGAACCUCCCCAAUCUAUUUUGGGUGAAAAAUACAAACAGAAGAGGCGAAGGACGAAAAAGAAGACGGAAUCAUCACUCUUGCAGUCCCCAGAAAGUCUAUCGGAUCCAAUUAAUACUGAGCUUUCUUUGUCCGUGACACCAACCAGUGAAGAUAUGUCACUGAAAGAUGCGUCCUCGAUUGAUGAAGGUAUCUCUCAGCUUGCCAGUCCUAUGACGUCCAAGCAAACACAACACAAACUCACAUACUCUGAUGUUGUGCAAAGGUCAAAGUCUAAAUCACCAUCUCCUAGCAAGACUAUUAUCUCUCACAAAUCUGAAAAAGCCAGAUUACUAGAUGCUCUUGAAAAACGAACGCAAUCAGUAACUGAGCCACAGAAGACUAUCCCAGAUGAUUCCAUGACUGUUGCAUUAUUAGAACCGUCAGUAGAGAAAUCCUAUAACUUAGUUGUCAAUAAAGAACUAGAUGAAGUAAAGAAUUCAAUAGAGAGCAAUGAUCCAACACGAACUGAAAGGAGUGUAAUCAUAGUCAUUGAAACCAUUUCAAUUUGGUUAGAAGAAAUUCAAUACAAGAUCCAGAGACAGACUGUCAGCGGUGUGAAGUCGACAGAAGAAACUGAACGUCUUAAAACACUCAAGAAACAUGUUCACGACCUAAAGCACAUUAUCGAAGUGACUGAAGUGAGUGAAGAAAUAAUUACUUUGAUCGAAACAUUAACGCGUCAAGUGGAUGCGGUUAAUACUUUGAACAGUCAAAGCUCGGUCAAAGUGAAAGAAGUAGAAAAAGAAUGGAUCAAAUUUUUAGAAGAUACAGAUAAACUAAGCUACUCUGUGGAAGCCGUGAAAAAUACAUUAGACAAUGUUAUAAUGUCGGAACUACCAACGCAACAGAAAUUGGAAAAGAUAGAUAAAAUCGAAACCAACAACUUGGAUAACUUUGAAACAAUUAGGAAAAUGUUCAAGAGGUGUCGCAGUCUUGUUGAAGCGAACCCUAAGAGGGAAUGUCCAUCUAAGCUAUACAAUGCUGAGGACGACACCAAACAAGUAGAAAACAUCAUCAAUACCGAAAGGGAUAGACUUUUGCAGCUAGCAUCUCUGGCUGAGGAAUACGAACAAACGCUACAGGACUUCGGGCAGAUCACUGAUGUAGCCGAAGCUCUAAUCGAUGGCAAGAUCAUUGUGUCGGACCUAGACCACUUACACGAAGAGAUUCAAAAGCACAGAAAAUUCUUCGUUAACCUAAGCCAUUGCAGAGCCAUCCUUGAGUCUUUAGAAGAUAACCUGGAUAGUGAAACAAGAGCGAAGUUUUCAUCUUUGCACAAUUCUUUGCACGAUAGAGCGACGGCCAUCAUCGACAGAGCUGCAAGUCGAGCUCAACAAAUGACGUUAGCAGCAUCCAGGUGGUCUUUACUUCAACAUGGAAUGAAGGAAGAACGCCAAUGGCUCAUAGUCGCGCAACAAAGAGUCCCAGACCUCAACAACGUCACUUCCAGAGAUCACGAACAAUACAUCAAUCUGUAUCAGUCUAUAAGUCUGGAUGUCUCGCAUCAUUAUGCGAAGAUGUUACGUCUUCUGUCCAUUACAGAAAGCCUUCAAAACUUAAUAGUUUGUUCUGGUUUAGAAUCAGAAUGUUCUGUAGCAUUAGAUACAUUAUUGAAGCUACAGGAAGAUGUGGACUCCAGGCUCACAAGACUGACAGCCUUUAAAGAAAACUGGGUAACGUACGACCUUCUCAUUGACCGAAUUGAAGGAUGGAUGAAGGUUGCAAACAGAGAACUUGAAUUUAUCACUCCAGAAAAUAUCACUACAACAGGCAAUCUCAGAAGAUUCUGGGAACUAAAGGCUCAGCACGAAGUUCAUAAUAACUUGAAGAAUGAAUCAGGCGUACAAUUUGAAAAGGCUUUAGAAAUUCUACCAGUCUCUGAUGAAAUGGUACAAAGACAAUUCUUCUCUAAGAUCGAAGACAAAUGGAGUGAACUGGCAGCCAAGAUCGGCAACAUUCACUCAACGGCAAUACAGAACAUCUCAGACCGUGACGUAUCCUCAGGAGAGAAGCUCAACAUACUUGAGGAAGAAUUAAGAGAACUGCGUGCAGCUCUAGAUAGUCUUAAAGGUGUGAUUAAGAGUGAAGACGAACUCAACUUGUACAUUGAAAGACUUCAAGUCAUGACUGGACGUAUUGACAGAAUACAGAAUGAACUGGGAAGAUUGAGCUUGCUGCGUACUGCUGAAUCAGAGCGCUUGGGUGCUCUGUUGACGCAGUCAGGUAUUCUUGACGAUCAGAUCUCUGAAGAGCUUGAACGCAGCAUGCUGUUGAAGGAGAAGAUAGUGCAAGUGCAGGCCGGUAUUGUAAGAUGCCAGAAGAGUCAGCGCCGAGCUCGAUUGACGCUUGAAGAGUGUGAAGCAGCUGAAAGGAUGGGCAGUGAUGUGGUGGAGAGGGCUUCGGAGAACUGUGACAAGUUGAUAGACGAGCUGGCGUCGCAAUGGAGGGACAUCCUGGCACUCAGGCAGUCGCUGCACACGCUGCCGAUCAGUCUGCGGGUCGUCGUGUCACCUACGGGCGUCGAGAGAGACAUCUCUGCUUUGCAGGAAACACACGCAGAACUAGAAGCCGCUUGCAGCGACUUGAGCAGUCGUCUUCGAGCCAAACUACAACUAUGGCGUCGCUUCGAGAGACAACUGGAACUGGUGCAGGGCGCAGUACGUGAAGCUGAUUACAUGGUGGAGUUGCUGACCGUCCAGGGACAAGUGGACUAUGACCGGCUACUUAAGGCCACUGAGAAACUUGAGACCCUGAGCGAGUCGCUGUCCCGCCGCAGCGGGCAGCUAGUAGGCGAGCUGUCGCUGGCGGCGGCGCCCCUGCAGGCGUCCACCGAGCCGGCCGUGGCCGCCAGCCUGCGCCGGGACCUCGACGACGCCGCCGCCGCCUACGAGCAGACCUGCACCAACCUCAACCAACUCUGUGACAAUGACAUCAAAAAUACAAUGAAUCCUCAUCUUCCACAGGCAUGUUUAGAACAAGAAGCUCGUGUAGCUGAACUCCGGUCAUUGGCUGCUCAAGUAGCAGCUGAGACUGGUUCCCGUGCACUUCAGGCUGAUGCUGACGCAUUAGCUAGGAGACUCCAACUCGUGGCUGGUGCUGUCCAGGCGCUGGCUGACUUGGGAGAAGCCAGGCAACUCGCCAGAGCCAAGGCUCAACAUGCUAAAGAGAUGUUGUGUGAUAUGAGACAGGACCUAACCCCCGUACAUGAAGAUGGUGAAAUAGUCGAAGAUAAACUGAUUGCUCUUAGGGACAAUUUAAUAGCUCUAGGCAAAUCAGAGGCGGACAUCGCUCCUGCUAAGGCCGAGCUCCCAGAUAUCGACCGAGACGUUUCAGACGAACACUCGAUAGUGAGGAUUCUGGAACUAUGGCAGGCCAUGUUCAGGGAUACCUUCCUCCACUACCAUCGAUUAUCUACCGCACUAGUCAGGUCUGGGGACGCAGCGACAGCGCUACGACUAUGGCACGAAUACUUGAUAGAUCUGCAAUCAUUCUUAUCUGGCUCAGUACCGGCUGACUACGAAAACCUCACAGAACAUCGACGAUUAUGCAGGGUGCACAAGAACCUCUUGACAUCACAGAGGUCUGUACUCAUGAACGAGAACAGAGAAACAAGGAAUAGGGAAUUAGCCGAUAAAUUCGACACGCUGACGAAUCUUCACAAUGAGACAUUAGCAAGAAUCGUUGAAAGACACGAUGAAGUAUGUACCAGGAUCGCAGCGUGGGAUGAUUACAGAGAAGUGUACACGGAGUUGCUCAGGUGGCUCAAAGAAAUGGAACGAGAAAAGGAGAAGCUCCAACUCAGAUACGUGCACAUCAAGCGGAUACAAAAAAUACUGGCUAAGAUACAGAAUCUCUCAGAUAAGGUCCCCGAAGGUAGGAGACAGUCUGACAAAUUGCUAAGUGACCUGAAGAAAGUUCUCGAAUUCACGGAGGAAGCAUACGGUGCAUCUGUAAGAAUGGAAUACGCUGGCAUGGUAAAGAGGGUGGACAACCUGCAAGCCAGUCUCGACACAUGGAGAGAUUUCUUGAACAGAAUACUUGGCUUGAUCAAUGAAUAUGAAAAUCUGGCAAACAACGAACUGCACAAACUGUACUCGAAAACUCAAGACGAAAUCAUGUCCUACUCAGACGAAGACAGAUUGUCAAGGCCACAGCUUAAGAAGGCAGUAGAAAAAUAUUCAGAGUUGAGAACAAAGAUUGUGAAGACUGAAACCCAAAUUGAAGCCCUAAGCGUUAUCCAAGAACAACUGAAAGAGUGCCUGAGUCCGCAGGAUAUAAGGUUAGUGAACCAGAGAGUCUGGCAGCUGCGACAACAGCGCGCUGACCUCGAACACCAACUGUCCAUCAUAAUCCACAGACUACAGGAACGCUUAGAAAUCUACACAAUAUUUGAAUCACGCCUGACACGAUUUGUUGAAUGGAUCACUACACUUGAAACAAGGUUGGAAGCUUCGAACCAAAGUACGGAAAUUGGAGCUAUCGACCCUCAGGAUCUUAUCAGGAGGAUAAACUCUGAAGUCCAAGCUGAAACUGCCUUAAAGGAACGUGAAUUCGAAUGGCUUACAGAAACUGGCUUGUCUUUGGUAGAACUAUCCAAGAAAGAUGAAAAAUCUUACAGUAAAACAACAUCUAAACAACUGAAAGAUGUACAAGAACGUUGGCAUAGGAUGCAAGAAACCGGAAGGUCAAGGAUAGCUAAGAUUAAUGAACUCCUGGAAACGAUAUCUCAACUAGAAAAACGGCUUACUGAAAUAAGGUUAAAACUACAUUCCAUAGAAUCUAAUUUAUCUACAUCUGUUGUAUUAGAAUACCUAACGACAAGGGCUGUUGAUGAGAAAUUCAAAGACAGGGAUGAUAUUCAUAAAAAUAUUGAACACGAGAGUGGAGAGGUAGGGGAAACCCUGAACCUCUGCGAACUCGUAUUCAAUGACCCUGAUGUCAUGAAAGGUAACUUUGACCUACGUAACCUCCACACUGGCGUUGACAUCGUCGAAAAGAAAUGGAAGAACAUUUGCGAAAUGUCCGAACAGCGCAAGAACGCGCUGAAGGAAAUUCGCAAAUCUGCUGAACUUGCUAACUCGCUGUUGCCGAAGGUUGAGAAGAAACUCGACUCUGUUGAAAGACGAGUUGAGAAGAUUGAAACUAGGAAGCAACGCGGGGAACCUGAAGACGAAAGUGUAUCUAAGGCUGUGAUAAAGGACUUGGAGAGUGUGGAAGGUGACGUGAAGCGGUUAGAGGAUGCCUAUAGCAGGAUAGCUUCGGCUCGGGGCGUGGAGCUGCGCGGAGCGGCCGCGGACGAGGCGGCGCGGCUUCGCGCGGCUGUGCGGCGCUGGCAGCAGCUACGCGGGCGGCUGGACGCGGCCGGCGCCGACGCGCACCGCCAGCUGGUGGCGGCGCACGGCCGCGCCGUCGUCGCGCUCGCUGAGGCCGACGUACGGCUCACGCGGGCGCUGCACCUCGCACCCACACCGCUCGACAAGGCAGCCACUUUGAAAGAACUUGAUGGCGUCGAACAAGAACUCCUAGAAUGCCAAUCGCUAGUGGAAGACGCAGACAGGCUGGCGGCCGCAGUGUCCACGGUGUCGGGAGUGUCGGACAUGGUGGCGGAGUACCGCGCACUCUUCGCUGACGUACGGACGAGAUUAGACCUUGCACGCGCUGAGGUCGUCGGCGACGUGGAUACUGCUGUACAGGUUGACACGCUUAAAUGGGAAACGGACGCUGCCCUUCAAGUAGAUACCCUCACGUCCAAGGAAACCUAUAGAGCAGAACUAGCGACCGCCGUAAAAGAAACUUCGGAAGCCCUUGAGGCGCUCCGACUCGCCCUCAACACACAACCUAAUGAAAAGGCGAGCAGUGACGAACUAGCCACUGCCGCCAAAGAAAUAGCCAAAGCUGGUGCCAAACCUGGACAAACAUUAGAGCUGGCCAAACAUUUGUCAGAGCUGCUGCUCACUGAAUGUGACGCGACAGAAGACGAGGCCAUGCUCAAAGAAGUAGAAUCUCUUUCCCUAACAUACGAAGACCUGCUCAGCCAAGCGAAGAAACGGGAGCUCCAAAUUAACAACUUGAGGUUGCCCCACUCUGCGUCGUACGCGCUCACGUGCGAACAUGAGUCUGGUCGUCUGACGUGUCCGCUGUGCUCCGAGCGCAACUGGAAGCAGCUCGACAACGACCUCUGGCGGCUCGAGCAGUGGCUACAGUUCGCUGAGGCCACGGACGAGGCACGCACCGGGCCGCCCGAGGAGUACGACGCCUUGGAAGAUGUUAUACAGGACCAUCGUGAAUUCCUUUUGGACUUGGACUCGCACAAAUCGAUCGUAGUGUCCCUGAACGUGGUGGGCACGCACGUGGCGGCGCACGCGCGGUCGGCCGCCGCCGCCGAGCGAGUGCGCGCGCGCCUCGCCGCCGCCAACGCGCGCUGGGACACCGCCUGCCGCCGCGCGCACCACUGGCAGGCGCAGCUGCAGCGCGCCCUGCUGCACAACCGACAGUUCCACGACAUACUCGUCGAACUCGUCGCCAAACUAGCAGCCGCCGAGAAGACCGUUCGCGCCCGGGAGCCCCUCCGCCUCGGCCGCGAGCCCGCAGAGCUGCAGCGAGACUUCCGUCGGUUCGCGGAGCUGCGCGACGAGCUGCGCCGCGCCGAGCCGCGCGUGCUGGCGCUGCACGAGGCGGCGGCGCUGCUGGCGCCCGGGCCGGGCCCGCACGCGCGCCUGGCCGAGCUGCGCCUGCGCCUGCAGUCGCUGCGCAAGCUGUGCUCGGUGUACGCGCUGAAGCUGGGCGCGGCGCUGGCCCGGCGGCCUGCCUCCAGCAGCCACGCGCUGGCCGCCGCCGCCGCCACGCUCGCCCCGCAGCUAAUGGAGGAGGACGAGGACGAGCUCUCCGGGCUGACACUGCCGCCGCUCGACGAGACGCAACCGGUGGUUGAUGAAGAAGAAGAGAGCGGGGAAGACGGCGCGUUGUUUGGCAUGGGCCGCAGCCUGCGCUUCAUAUGCAGGGUGGCGCGCGCGUCGCUGCCCUUCCAGGCGCUGCUGCUGCUGCUGCUGGGCGCGGCGGCGCUGGCUCCCCAGGCGGGCCAGGACUGCCGCAGCCGGCCCCUGCUGGACCCCGUGCUCCGCUACCCCGACGGACCACCCCCACUAUGAGCCCAACAUUCCCACAUCUAAACAUUCGCAUCCGCGCUACGUUACUUAAUUAUUAGCUAGUAAGGACUGUUUAUAAAACGUCGAAAAUAAAGCCUUUGCAUUGAUUCAUAUUCUGCUUUUAUUUACAUUUAAUUAUGUAC